GGUUACCUAAUCGCUGCUCCUUCAGUGUUCCGUGCUGGUGUGGAGGAGGCCUUGAGUGUCACUAUCUUCAACGCUGUGGAGGAGACGCACGUCCAGGUCCAGCUCUCUGUGAAGGGUGAGACAGUGGCACACAGCCAUGGCACUGUGCUAGGUGAGGACCCACACACACACACACACACACACACACGCUGACAUAGGAACACACACCACAGUUUCUUACACACACUGAGUGCACACACACACUUACAGGGGAACACACAGCGUGAGGCUGAUUGACCUGUCGGGUGAAGUGUAUACUACUGACCUCACAGGGCCCUUAACAGAUGUCGCUUUUGAAUGGGGGUUUAUUGUUAAGCCUGGCUUGUCUAACCAGGCUAUUGUGUAUCUAUGUGGGAUUUGUUUGACAGCUGUACUAAUUGAUGGGACUUCAGCGCUUAAUUGAAAGAGCCUGCAGCUGUAUUUCCUGCAAAGAGUGCAUCACUCCAGUUCCACUGGUUUUCCUUUACUCUGGCAAUUAAUUGAUAUCCUUGAUUGGGUUGUCACUAGUUACGACAGCCACAAAGGCUAUAUCGUAAAAAUGCAUGAUUUUUAGUUUUUUGGUCUUACUUUAAGGUUAGGAUUAGGCAUAAGGUUAGCAGUGUGGUUAUGGUUAGGUUUAAAAUCAGAUUUUUAUGAAUAGAAAUUGUAGAAAUAGGCGGGGUUUAGCCAUAAUUAUGAAUCUGUGGCUGUGGUAACUAGUGUCGACCCCUUGAUUGGCCAGAGAUUCCACAGAACUGGUUAUUGUGAUGUAUCUAAGGUUUAACCAGUAUAUAACUAAAAUUCUUGAUUACUGUAAAAUGCAAGGACAGAAACCAGUAUACAUUGUGGCCCUCAAGGACCGGUGUUGACACAAGUUAAUGUUCCUUGAAUCCAACCACACAAUCACAAGAACUCAAUCAUGAAAGAUCAGAAUAUUUUGCUUUGUUAUGUGUGAUUUUAUUCAUAUUUUUCAAUUUCAGACAAAGGCACAAUCAAAUUAAAGGUGAGAGCAACGUCAUUGUGUUUAACAGCAUUUCUAUCUAUCGUUUGUUAAUAGUUUUUUUAAAUCUUUGUUGUGUAGUGUUAUGAAUAAAAACAUAAUUGUUGUUUCAAGAGUGUAAAAUGGUUGUGGCUCCAGCUGCACAGUAGUGAGAUCCCAGUCAGUUUGUCCAUAUUCCACAGAUGACAUGCAAAACAACACUAACAUCAUUUGUAUGUGAACAUCUGCCUUUUUGCACAUUCAUUUGGAAUAAGGUAACAGCCUCAAUAUAAUAUGCAACAGCUGUUGAUGUGCAUGUAUGGGUCUGCAGCCCCCAAAGGCUGGAAUGGAUCAAUCCAACAUGCACAACUUGAUUCCUCCCCUCCCUCUAACCCCCACCCCUGUCUUUAUCAAAUAUAGUAUUGUAUUGUCCACUGUGGUCGCUAUGCACUUCUGCAUCUGGUUUGCCACUGGUCUUUGUGGUUUUGUGUUAGGUACCGCAUCCUGAAGAUAUGUGUCCUUCCUGGUUUCAGGUCCCUCCUGGUCUGAGAGGUCAGGCCCAGUUAAAGGUGUGGGGGAAUCGCCAAAUCACUGAGGGGGGAUAUAUCUUCCACAACUACACCACUGUCACUGUGGACAGCAAGGGCACAGCCGUCUUCAUCCAGACGGAUAAGCCAGUCUACAAGCCCAAACACAAAGGUCUCAGCCUUCCAGGCCCUUCAGUAGCAGUCAUUGACCUAAUCAUAAACUUCUACAGUAGAUAGAUUUAUUCAUAGGCCAUUGUGUGUUGUAAGAAGCCAGUCUUAAUAGCAGCCCAGGAGAAAAGCUCAUGACAUGGAUUGUUUAUUGCACUCUACAUUAGAAAUGCAUUGAAAUGGGUAAUAAUCUGUGCCUCUCUCAAUCCAGUGCUCAUCAACGUGUACUCUGUCACUCCGGAUCUGAGGCCGGCCAAUGACAAGGUAAUGCACCCAGUCUCCACAUCAAAGCCAAGACAUCACACCCAUUUACAGGAAAUGAAUGGGAUAUGAAAUAUGAGAAUCAGGUGUGUUGACCUAAUGUGUAUCAGUGGGCCUUGAUUCCAAGCAGCUGGCCUCCUCUCCUUUGAUGUGUAACGGCUUCAAAUGAAGGGUGGCAAGCUAGUUUUUACAAACCUAUUUUUCCAACAUCCCGUCAGAGGGUAAUGAAGUGGGGGGAAACCUGGCCUGAGCCUGAAUGCACACUAAAUGUACAGUAACCUAUUUACCUCCACAAACCUUGUCAUUUCUGCUUGAAUGUUUAGAAAUGGCUCCAAAUAUAUAGUUGCCGCUGUGUAGACAGUGUGUUUAUUGAUGGCUGGAGCUAUAAAGGUCUGCUGCUGGCAAAGGCUAACGCUCUCACUCACAGAUGGAUGAUUGUUGGAGAGGGGGGAGGAGGUGGAUAUAUUUUGCCAUGUGGCUGUGCAGUUUGCAGUUUGUCUAAUAUGUGUGCUGUCCUUGACUCAUUUUUUUACUCUUCUUCUUCCCAUGGUUGCAGAUUGAGGCCUACGUUGUGGUAAGUGGAGGGAGAGGGACCACCCGGGCCUAGAGGGAGGGCAACGGGACACUGGGGGUUUAGUUUACCAACCCCAGGCAGGAGAUUACAGGGCAGGGAAGAACUCACUUUGAUAACAGGCCUGGGCUCUGAGCUCCAGCCUGGCCCCUACAGCAGGCCCAGCUAAUGCUGCACAUGAAAGGAACCGCUCUCGCUGCCUCAGCUGCUCUCUCCUGCUGUUACUAACUCCUCAAUCCCUCCCUCCCUCUGUCUCCCCCUCUCCCUCUCUCUGUCUGUCACUUCCUCUCUCCUCCCCUCUCUCUUCUCCCUCUCCUUCUGUCCCUCUCACAUCCUCUUGUGCUCUGUCUGCGGUAUCUUUGCAGGGCAAAUAUGCUGCUUGGUGUUAAGAUGCCAGAGGAAGCUGUGUAAACGAGCUCAGCUCAGUGACUAAGAAACUGUGUAGCUGUUUGUGUUAUUCUGUCACCUGCAGCCUGCAGUCCCGUGGCCCUCUUGGUCAGGGAAGUGUCUAUGAGAGUGGCUGUAAUUAACUGAUUGACAGACAUUAGUGUUAGUCUUUCCCCUUGAGUCAGAGCCAGGUCAGUGUAUGUAAGAAGUAGCUUACUGUAGGAUAUGGAGUCUAGACAUCACGCAGGGGUUACCCCCAAUAUAUUUAUUUAUUUAUUUGCACAACCCUUACAUAACUUCACUCAUGAGUACUUAUGUAAGUUCACAGCUUUCAUGUCGGGAGAAACAGAGUGAUGCGUGUUUUGAUGAAAGUAGAAUCUCUUGAUCAACUGUGUAUUCAUACUUUGGAUUGCAGGACCCAAGAGGAUCUCGGAUGGUCCAGUGGAAAGGGCUUAAACCCCUCUGCUGUGGUGAGAAACUCCCUAUGUUAUCAUUAUCAUCACCUACUGUGUAGUGACUGCUGUAGCUCAUGUGGCGUUGAUCGUUUUUUGACCACUGCUUCUCUCCUCAGGGGUCGUCAACAUGAGUUUCCCUCUCUCAGACCAGCCCGUAUUUGGAGAGUGGUUCAUCUUUGUAGAGAUGCAGGGGCACACCUACAACAAGUCAUUUGAAGUGCAGAAGUAUGGUGAGUUGCUACUUGCUACCAUUGAUCAAAUCAAACAACAUUUUAUUUGUCGCAUGCGCCGAAUACAACAGGUGUAGACUCUUUCCCAACAAUUCAGAGUUUAAAAGUAUGCGUAUUUUUUUCUCUCGCAAAUAACAAGAGAAAAAAGGAAAUAGUAACAGAAUAAAAUAACAAUAGCGACGCUGUAUACAAGGAGUACCAGUACUGAGUCAAUGUGUAGAGGUACGAGGUAGUUGAGGUAAUAUGUACAUGUAGGUAGGGGUAAAAGUGACUAGGCAAUCAGGAUAGAUAAUAAACAGAAUAGCAGCAGCAGCGUGUGUCUAUGUGUGAGUGUGUGUGUGGCGUCAAUAUGCAUGUGUGUGUUUUGUGUGUGUGAGCGAAUGUAGUGUGUGUGUGUGUUGGAGUGUCAGUGUAGAAUGUGUGUGGGUAGAGUCCAGUGAGUGUGGGUAGUGUCCAGUGAGAAUGACAGUACCCAAUGCAAAUAGUCCGGGUAGCCAUUUGAUUAACUGUUCAGCAGUCUUACGGCUUGGGGGUAGAGGCUGUUCAGGAGCCUUUUGGUCCCAGACUUGGAGCUCCGGUACCGCUUGCCGUGUGGUAGCAGAGAGAACAGUCUAUGGCUUGGAUGGCUGAAGUCUUUGACAAUUUUUAGGGCCUUCCUCUGACACCGCCUGCUAUAGAGGUGGAUGUCUGGGAGCUCGGCCCCAGUGAUGUACUGGGCCGUACGCACUACCCUCUGUAACGCCUUGCGGUCAGAUGCCAAGCAGUUACCAUACAUAAGCGGUGAUGCAGCCAGUCAAGAUGCUCUCAAUGUUGCAGCUGUAGAACCUUUUGAGAAUCUGAGGGCCCAUACCAAAUAUUUUCUGCCUCCUCAGGGGGAAGAGGUGUUGUCGUGCCCUCUUCACAACUGUGUUGGUGUGUUUGGCCAAUGAUAGGUCCUUAGUGAUGUAGACACUGAGGAACUUGAAGCUCUCGACCCGCUCCACUACAGCCCUGUCGAUGUGAAUGGGGGCGUGCUCGGCCCUUGGUUUCCUGUAGUCCAUGAUCAGCCCCUUUGUCUUGCUGACGUUGAGGGAGAGGUUGUUGUCCUGGCACCACACUGCCAGGUCUCUGACCUCCUCCCUGUAGGCUGUCUCAUUGUUGUCGGUGAUCAGGCCUACCACCGUCGUGUCAUUGGCAAACUUAAUGAUGGUGUUGGUCGUGCGCGGCAACGCUGUCAUGGGUGAACAGGGAGUACAGGAAGGGACUAAGCAUGCACCCCCGAGCGGCCCACAUGUUGAGGGUCAGCGUGGUGGAUGUGUUGUUGCCUACCCUAGCCACCGACCCGUCAGGAAGUCCAGGAUCCAGUUGCAGAAGGAGGUGUUUAAUCCCAGGGUCUUUAGCUUAGUGAUGAGCUUGGAGGGCGCUAUGGUGUUGAACGCUGAGCUGUAGUUAAUGAACAGCAUUCUCACGCAGGUGUUCCUUUUGUCCAGGUGGAAAAGUGGAGUACAAUAGAGAUUGUGACAUCUGUGGGUCUGUUGGGGUGUUAUGCGAAUUGGAGUGGGUCCAGGGUGUCUGGGAUGAUGGUGUUGAUCUGCAACUUUUAAAGCAUUUCAUGGCUACAGAUGUGAGUGCUACGGGGCGAUAGUCAUUUAGACAGGUUACCUUGGCGUUCUUGGGUACAGGGACUAUGAUGGUCUGCUUGAAACAUGUAGGUAUUACAGACUGGGUCAGGGAGAGGUUGAAAAUGUCAGUGAAGACACUUGCCAGCUGGUCAGCGCAUGUUCUGAGUACGCAUCUUGGUAAUCCGUCUGCCGCCCUGCGGCCUUGUGAAUGUUAACCUGUUUAAAGGUCUUAGUCACAUCGGCUACGGAGAGCAUGAUCACACAGUCGUCUGGAACAGCUAGUGCUCUCAUGCAUAGUUCAGUUUUACUUUCCUCGAAGUGAGCAUAGAAGGUGCACUACAUGACCAAAAGUAUGUGGACACCUGCUUGUCCAAAAUCAUGGGCAUUAAUAUGGAGUUGGCCCCCCCUUUGCUGCUAUAACAGCCUCCACUCUUCUGGGAAGGCUUUCCACUAGAUGUUGGAACAUUGCUGCGGGGACUUGCUUCCAUUCAGCCACGAGCAUAAGUGAGGUCGGGCACUGAUGUUGGGCGAUUAGGCCUGGCUCGCAGUCGGCGUUCCAAUUAAUCCCAAAGGUGUUUGAUGGGGUUGAGGUCAGGGCUCUGUGCAUGCCAGUCAAGUUCUUCCACACCGAUCUCGACAAACCAUUUCUGUAUGGACCUCACUUUGUGCAUGGGGGCAUUGUCAUGUUGAAACAGGAAAGGGCCUUCCCCAAACUGUUGCCACAAAGUUGGAAGCACAGAAUCGUCUACCUCUCCCUCUACUCCACACAGUGAUGCCCAAGUUUGAGCUGGUGAUAGACCCUCCACGGUACAUCCGGGACCUCAACACAUGUGAACAGGCCACUGUGAAGGCCAGGUGAGUGACUGACUCACAGCAUUCACCUCAUCCUAACAUGGUCAAUGUGAUGCCCUAACACAUACUGUUCUUUGAGCAUUAGAGAGGCAAAGUAGCACCUCUACUCCUGUUUGAACACAAACUACUUUUCUGUCUUUAGGUAUACCUUUGGGAAGCCAGUGACCGGGAAGAUGACACUGAACAUGACUGUGAAUGGAGUUGGGUACUACCGACAUGAGGUGGGCCAUCCUGUGGUCAAGACCAUGGAGGUGAGUCAACCCAGCUGUAGUGUUGAAGAAUCUGAAACAGGAAAAUGGAAUCACAUUCAAAUCUGCUGAGUUUCCCCCUUUUAGGAUUAAAUUCAGAUAUUGAAGUCUGUCUGUUUCCUCCCCUAUGAUUAGAUCAAAGGCUCAGCGACCUUCAGCCUGUGUGUCAAAGACAUGAUGCCCCUGGACGUGGCUGAUCACUUCCGGGGCACGGUGAGCAUGUGGGUGUCAGUGACCAGCGUGGACGGAGGGCGGCAGACCAUGUUCGAUGAUUCCACCCCAGUUCACAAGCAGCGUAUCGACAUAAAAUACUCAAAGGACACUCGUAAACAGUUCAAGCCUGGUCUGCCAUACAAGGGAAAGGUAAGAGACAGCCAAAGGUAUUCAUACCACUGACUUCACAUGGCCUCUAUCAAGGGAAGCUGGACUGUACAAGACUUGGGUUCACUUAUGCGUCUCCAUGCGAGAGACUUGACUGUCUGUCCCCCCUGUCUUUCUGUCCACCAGGUAGAGGUAACCUAUCCUGAUGGUAGCCCAGCGGAUGGGGUGCGGGUGCGUGUGAAGGCGGAGCUGACCCCUAAGGACAAUGUGUACACCAGCGAACUGACGUCCAGGGACGGCCAGGCCACGUUCGAGAUCCCCUCCAUCCCCACUGCUGCCCAAUACGUCUGGCUGGAGGUCAGUAGGCCGUGGAGGUGGAGAGUUAGAGCGAGAGAGAGGUGUAAAUGAACAUGGUUAGGGCUUAGUUAGCUUCUCAUAAGAGCUAUUCAUAAAACCGAGCCAGCCAGCUAGCUAGCUGGAGAGUUGGUUAUGGUUUGCGAGAAUAGAGCUUUGUGAAAUGAAGAUACAGUAAAAGGUCCUUGCACUUGGCAAAAUAAAUAACCAUUAAAAUGUUUGUAAAUGGGUGCUAGUCAACAAAGUUGAACAAUUUAUCAGAUAAGCUUAGUGGGCUGAGGCUGUUAGGCGCUAUCAGGAUUUUGCUUGAUAGGAUUUAGCUUGAUGUCGUAGUCCAGAGAGUGGAGUGUAUUGGUGGGUUAAAUCCUGUGGUGUUGUGCCCCAGACCAAGGUGACAGCCAUAGAUGGCCGUCCGGCUGGAGACCAGUACCUCCCCAGCUACCUGUCCAUCAGCAGCUGGUACUCCCCCAGCAAGUGUCACAUCCAGAUCCAGAGCCUCAGUGCUCCUCUCAAGGUAGGCACUCCACUCACUCUGCUAUCAUUACUUUACUAUCCACUCUGCUAUCAUUACUUUACUAUCCACUCUACUAUCAUUACUUUACUAUCCACUCUACUAUCAUUACUUUACUAUCCACUCUGUUAUCAUUACUUUACUAUCCACUAUACUAUCAUUACUUUACUAUCCACUCUGCUAUCAUUACUUUACUAUCCACUCUACUAUCAUUACUUUACUAUCCACUCUACUAUCAUUACUUUACUAUCCACUCUACUAUCAUUACUUUACUAUUCACUCUACUAUCAUUACUUUACUAUCCACUCCACUCACUCUGCUAUCAUUACUCUACUAUCAUUACUUUACCAUCCACUUUACCCCACUCUACUAUCAUUACUCUACUAUCAUUACUCUACUAUCAUUACUUUACCAUCCACUUUACCUACCCCACUCUACUAUCAUUACUUUACCAUCCACUUUACCCCACUCUACUAUCAUUACUUUACCAUCCACUUUACUAGCAUUAUACAUAAUCAGGUCUCCAACACCAUCAUUGAAACAUUGGACACAUAUCAUAUAUGGAUUGUAUGUAAAGAGUAAUAACAGAGUACUACUUAUACUAUUAUAAUCAUUAUGAUGUCCAUAGAGUAAAGGUUUAUUCUGAAUGGUGUGUUUGUCUGUGUGUUUAGAUCGGUGAGGAGGCUGAGGUCACUUUGAAGUCCACCUGUCCCUGUAACUUCACCCUCCACUAUGAGAUUGCCUCCAGAGGGAACAUCGUCCAGUCUGGCCAGCAGCAGCCCAACGCUACAGCCCACAGAAGCAAGAGGGCAGCGGUCACUUUCGACAAGAACGUCCACACAACCCAGCCGCCCAGUGGCUCUGGUCAGUAUUAGAGUCCCAGAUGAGAAGUCUAUUUUGUUCCAUAAUGAAGAGCAGAGAAUUUUGACCAAUUGGCACCAUGUUUGCACCAAAUGUCCAAUACAUUCUGCUAAGAAAACAUAGAGGAUAGUUUGUCAAACUCUGUACAUAUAUGGCUCUGAAUCACCCCUCUCUGUCUCUUCCCCCGCCUCUCCAGAUCCGGCAGCCUCCUCCCCACAGGACGAGACAGACAGCUGUAUGUCGGUGCUGCGUUUCCCGGUGACCCACGCCAUGGCGCCCCUCAGCCGCCUCCUGGUCUACUACGUGAGGGAGAACAGAGAGGGCGUCACUGACAGUCUACAGAUCCCUGUACAGCCCAGCUUUGAGAACCAGGUACCGUAACAAGACCUCCACGUCUCUCUGAGUCCUUGCAUCCCUCACUGUGCACUGCACACACUCCUGCCUGUACACACAGUCCUGCCUGUACACCCAGUCCUACCUGUACACCUAGUCCUCCCUGUACACACAUUCCUCCCUGUACACCUAGUCCUCCCUGUACACACAUUCCUCCCUGUACACCCAGUCCUCCCUGUACACCUAGUCCUCCCUGUACACACAUUCCUCCCUGUACACCCAGUCCUCCCUGUACACCUAGUCCUCCCUGUACACACAUUCCUCCCUGUACACCCAGUCCUCCCUGUACACCUAGUCCUCCCUGUACACACAUUCCUCCCUGUACACCCAGUCCUCCCUGUACACCCAGUCCUCCCUGUACACCCAGUCCUCCCUGUACACCCAGUCCUCCCUGUACACCCAGUCCACCCUGUACACACAGUCCACCCUGUACACACAGUCCUCCCUGUACACACAGUCCUCCCUGUACACACAGUCCUCCCUGUACACACAGUCCUCCCUGUACACACAGUCCCUGUCAGAAUGAUAGGUAGGUCUAUCAUGGUUGCCAGUCUGCCUAACCCUAACCCCAACUCAUGCCAGACAACAAAGGAGUUGGCUAAAGCAGAAACACACUGGCAACCAGACCACGUUCAGUUUGGGAUGAUUCUUGUGCAGGCUUCCAGUUGACUUGAGUACCAUAGUUGACUGAAGUCCCAUGCUAUACUACAGUGGGAUCCCCAGUGCCAGUGAGUCCCUGUAAACAACCAGCUGGGUUGGCCCAUGAGCUCCCCAGUUGCUGGCUGCAUUAGGCGGGGUGUGUUAAGUCCUUCCCUGGAGUUUUUACUGCUUCCUGGAAUGCAAUCAGUGAGGUAGGGGGAGGUAGUUGUGUGUGUGGCUACCUGCAUGGACAUGAUGAGACAGAGACUGUGUGUGUGUGUGUGUGUGUGUGUGUGUGUGUGUGUGUGUGUGUGUGUGUGUGUGUGUGUGUGUGUGUGUGUGUGGAGCUGAGUGGGGUCAUGACAGGCAGGAUGAUGAGGGGUUAGGUUUGGAGCUGAAAAAAGGAGGCCAGUGGAACACAUUAACAGGGCUAAAUUGGGCUUGUGUGUGAAAACCGGUUUGGGGUGUGAAAGUUUAGGGCUGUUCUGUCUUCAGGCCCUGCGUUUAACUGUUGACUCCUGACCAUAAAUACAUCAUGGCUUCAGCUACGGUUCUCACAGGAGCGCUCACAGUUCAGUUGAAAGGCUCUGUGGAUGAUGUCCCCAAUCAAACCUGAUUCAUCUUGAGUUUGAGUUUGCAAUAACGGCAUUUCACUGUACUUGUGCAUGUGAUAUUAAAACUUGUAACUUGAUCUGUAUAUUUUCUGUGUCACCUAUUUUCUGUAGGUGUCUGUCUCUCUGUCCACCAAUGAGUCGAUGCCAGGUGACCCUAUCAGUCUGCGUGUCAGUGGUGAGAAGGGCUCCUGCGUGUGUGUCGCCACCGUGGACAAGAGCCUCUAUCUUCUCAAGCCAGACUUCCAACUCAGUCCAGACAAGGUCUGUCUCCCUCCAUCUUACCUUGUUUCUAAUCUAUAGUACCACUAAUCUAUAUUCGGACAGGAAAUGAAUGUAAGCCAUCCAUGUCCACUGUUCGUUCUGUAGGUGUUUAAAGAACUGGCUGAAUUUGACGUGUCCGAUGCCUUCGGAGUCCCCAAAGACGACGGGCAUUUCUGGUGGCCGGGGCUGUCGUCUAGGCGACGGAGGCGUUCUUCAGUGUUCCCAUGGCACUGGGACAUCACUAAAGAUGCCCGCUUCGCCUUCACGGUGAGGACAAUACUCCGUCACCAAUCAAUCACCUGACGUGGCAUAAGAUCUUCAGUGUAGAUCGUUUUACAAUGUGUGUCUGUGUAACAGGAGACUGGGCUGGUGGUGAUGACUGACAUGGUGAGCCUGAACCACAGACAGAGGGGAGGGAUGUACACAGACGAGGCCGUUCCUGCCUUCCAGCCUCACACAUCCACACUGGUGGCAGCCAUGCACUCUCGCACCAUGCCCAGGUAGCUACAGGCACAGAGCCAGGUUUCUGCCCACUGAAGCUAGCCACUGUGCCCCACUAGUAUCUGAAAUGGACCUAUAACUUUAAUCCUCGAGAUAAACAUUAUACACAUGGUAUGCCUUAACAAAUGUCAGCAAGGAUUUAGAGACAAUCCAUUGUCCAAUUACGGAUUAUUGCAUCCAGAUCCAUAAUGGAAGGCCUUUAUUGAUGUCAGGUUGUGUUGUGUUUUGGUUGCAGAGCAGAGAAGCGCAGACGGACAUUCUUCCCGGAGACGUGGGUGUGGCAUUGCGUCAAUGUCAGGUACUGGAAUACCUACAUCAUCUGUGUGUGUUUUCGCGCUUGUGUGUGUGUGUGUGUGUGUGUGUGUGUGUGUGUGUUUGAGUGAGUGGGUGGAGAUGGUCUCAGCUGCAUCAGAUUGUGGGGAUUUGGUGGCGUUCCAGAUCUGUAAGCAUGGAAGAUGGAGGAGUGGGUGGGGUAGGAGGAAUAAGGGAGCACAUAUUUGAGAGGGGGAUAUUUCACCACUCGUUGACUGUCCAGCAUUUUCUCCCAGUGGGUGUGAAUGUGGCUCAUUUAAGCAGGGUUGUCUUGGAACACGCACCGGCUUUCUCAACAGCUCCUUCCAUUCAUUUCCAGCCAAUAUAAAUUAACUGGCCAUAUGUUUCCAUAUGCUUGAUUCCUUUGGGCAGAGUUGUGUUCUGCCUAAUUUCCUAUUCAAUCCAAAGCUUUGAUUUCACUUAUUGAGUGUAUCAAAGUAGUUUUUGGGUGACUUUCAUCAAAAGGAAGGGCGUUAGUAAUUUCCGAAAACGUUUAUUAUGCUCUGUGAAGCCGGCCAAAACCAACGUCAGAACGAGUAGCCAACAAUGAUCUCACCCAUCUAUACCGAACACCUACCUGCCUGUGUUUAAACCUAUGUAGUGCUAUGGGCAGAAUAUUACUUAGUUACAGCUGUUCCCCUAAUAAGACACAUACUGAAUUAGAUCAAUCCCAUUCAUCCCAUAAUGUUCUUGUUCCAAACAUUGGUCUGAAACACUAUUUACUAUGGGGUCAUGGUUAGAGAACAUUGCUUUGUUGGAAUCGUGCAUUAGCUUCUGUGUUUCAGUUUUUCCACAAAAUCUAUUUUGACAGUGAUGUCACUGGGGAAGCUGAGUUGCUAUUGGACGUUCCAGACUCCAUUACCACCUGGGUGACGGAGGCCAUUGGCUUGUCAGAGGAGAAGGGGUUGGGCCUUGCCAAGAGGGUGGAGCUUCGUACCUUCAAGCCCUUCUUCGUAGACUUCACCCUCCCCUACAGUGUGAUACGUGGGGAGCAGACCAAAGUACCGCUGACCGUUUACAACUACCUGUCUAGCUGCACAGAGGUGAGGGGGUGAGGAAAGGGGCGGACAGGGGGAGCAAUUCUAAACCAUGACGAUCAAAUAUAAAUAUUUACGCUCGGAGCAGAGCAAUCCAGUCCUAACAUGACCAUAAGUGUGUCCAUCCUCCAGUUAACAGAGAUGACAUCAUGGUGUUGGCAGAUGAGCCUGUUAAAGGGCUGUGCGUGCUGCGCUUUAAUGUCAUGUUAGGUGAUUAUGCAGGCCAAUGGAGCCCUCCCUUUGAUGUCUGCCUGAACAUGUGAUUCUUAUAUUUCCUGGAAAGUUAUUUACGACUUGUGGCGUGUGGAUAAAGAACAGUGAAACGAUCUGACUGCAUUACCAAGUCCUCUGUGAAAUUUGGACAAUGAGUAGAACUUAAUCCUUCAGGGAGCCUGAGAGCAAUGAGUCAGUCUGCAUGGAAAAUGUGCAAUGUGAUUCAGAAAUUCCCCAAAAUCCUUUAAGAGCUUUGAGGAGGUCACACUGCAUGAAAGAACGGAGUGCAGAGCAGAUAUGAUGUAAUCAUGUCCUGUCAGAAGAAAUCCAUCUCUGUUGUGUUAACACAGGACCUUCGUGUGUGUUUGUGUGUGUGUAUGUCUCUCUCUCUCUCGGUCUUACUCAGGUCCAUGUCAAAGUCACCGUUCCCAAAGGCAUCAAGUUUGUGGGCCACCCUGGAAAGCAUCACCUGACCAGAAAGAAGUGUGUGGCUCCUGGAGAAGCCACACCCACAUCCAUAGUGUUGUCCUUCACUGAGCUGGGUGCUGCCAACAUCACAGGUUAUUCCAGCUAGUUACUGGGGAACCCCCGGGGAAGAGUUCCAAGUUGUCUCAUAGUUCUUAAAGUUCCUGAAAUCCUCAACGUUUUCUGAUGUUUUAGGCGUAUUGCUAAUAGCUCUUGAAGUUUUGGUUUUUAAUUCUAGGAUAUUGCAGGUUGGUAUGGUACACUGCCCUGUUGUUCCAUGGUGUAGGAGUAGCAUCUGCUUUUUGGCUCUCCUAUCCAGCCGUCCCUAAGUCCAUGAGGCCUUUAUAGUCUGUACUGUAUGUCCAAGAGGUUCCAUGCUGCUAAAAGACCUGAUGCGUAUGUGAUUUGGUCAUCCAGCGAUACAAACAGUCCCCUCAAAAGUACAUCUGGGAACAAAGUGGGCCACCAGCAGGGGAGCAGCCGGGGCCUUGCACUGACACUCAGUGGCAUCUUGAUGAGUUUUCAGGUCACUGGCGGUCAAUGGGCCCCCCGCGGCUAUGUCCCCUGGCCCCUAGUCUUUCCCUCUCACUACACACACACAAAGAGAACACAUUGGCUCACAGCCACGACUCCAAUGUACUCCUCUGCAAAGGGAACUACAUGUUCUUUGACAAACAUGUUUUGUGUUGUGCAGCGUGAGAUUGUGUUGUUGAUAGAUGUGAUGUGUGUUUACAGAACUAUUGGUGGUUUUAUAUGUACUUUAAAAAACAUAUUCUUGAAAUAGCAUUCUUAACAGUAUACUCUCUAGGUUGCUGCUUGUUCAAUGUAUUUUAUACAGUGAGUUUGUACUUGAAAUCUAUUAAAUAAAAGUCCUGCUUAAUGGGAACUUACAAGCAAAUAAAAACAAUGCUGAUAUAUGGUGAAGUGAAGUGUAUCUCUGUUUUUUCUGCCAUAGCGCGGGCCAUUGCAUAUAGUGAACCGGGCUGCUGCUCAGAUGGACUCCAGUCAAUGAAAACAGGCAAAAACACAGAUGACCUAGAGGAUCGGAGGACCCCCACUGGCCUUGACUAUGUCCGGAGGAGUGUCCUGGUGGAGGUAUGAGAAAUGGGAGAGAGACUGCCUAGGGAGAGAGCUGAGAUGGGGAGCAGAUGCUUGCUGUAUUUUGUACUGUCAUUAGUAGAGUGAUGUCAGCUCUAACAUGUUUCUCUCUUUCUCCCCCCUACAGCCAGAGGGCCUGCCCAGACAUUACACCUACAGUGUCUUCUUCUGCCCCAACGGUCAGUAUAUACUUAUAUGUUGUAUUAUAGUACUGCACAGGUAUAAGAGCAAAUACAUUUUGAGUGUUACCUAAUACCGGUCUGCCUCAAUACAGUCUGAUUUAUUUUCCUUAAUCUGACAUUUCCAUUUUCAGAGCGGAUCCACAUCUCUACACCCAACAAGUAUGAGUACCAGUACGUGAAGAAGCCGGCCAAGAUGACCCACUUUGAGGUGGCAGUGAAGACCCACAACGACGCCCACUUUGCCCUUUCACCCAGUCCCCAUGACAGUGCUGAGAUGCUGGAGAUUGUGCUGGGGGGCAGACAGAACACCGGCUCCUGGAUCUCCCUGGGCAAGAUGGGCGAGCCAGUGGUCAGCGCCCCCACUCCGGGCAUCCUCUCCUGGGAUGAGUUCCGCAGUUUCUGGGUCAGCUGGAAGGGUGGUGUGGUACAGGUAAGAGGAGGAGGAUGGGCAAACCUAGUUCUCUUUUGGGUUUUGGAGCAUCUAUUCUACAUAAUGAGUUCUGGGAUUUGUGUCGUCUUAUGAAUCCUAUACAGAUCCACUGUGGCAUCUUCAACAUAGAGCCCCAGUCAAUAAGUCAGUCAGUCAGUCAGGGCAUGAGGUAGAGUAUAGUAGUGAGUUGGGGUAGUGACUGAGAGUUAAACAGGGAGCAUUAGACUGGGCAGGCACAGGGGGCUGUGUAGUCAAGAGGACUGGCGCCACUUUUAAUGACAUGCCUGUGAGGUCACGCUUAACUGGCUGAUGUCAGCGAGGACACUCAGUGAUCCGUGGCGUCCGCAUGGCGCUGCCUGGCACACAGGCCUGAACCCUGCAUUAGCCUCGCACCAUUCACCAAAGGGAGCAAUUAAAAGCCUGCUCUAGAACCCAGUAUGGCCCAAUAAGAUUCAUUUAUUUUUCUAGUGACUGAUUGCAUUUUGGUUUGAUGAGCCAUGUUUAGCUCUGCAUGGUCUUUGGUUUAAUGUGAUUACAAAAUGCCUAGAAAUACCCAGGGGGAAAUCUGUUCAUUUGCAACCACGGAUCGAGUGGAUGUUGAAUAAAUUUGAUGAAGACUGCUCUUGCCAACUCUUGGUAAUGGACUUUAUGUGUGCCUCGGAUUUCUACAUGCAAAAUCAACCCAAACAGCUCUUUAAGUAGAAUCGUAUUGUGUUCUAGUAUUUUCCUAUUGACUUUAAGUCACAAGGUCUUCCUCUGUACAGCAUGAGCGAACACCUUUUUCGACCAUUUUCUCAUUAGAUCAGUCUUCUGAUCAGUGUGAAAUUCAGGACCACAUUUAUAUCGUAUCAGGCUUUUAUUGGAACCUGGCAAAACCCAAGGCACAUUCUUUAUUUUUUUUGUAAUCUUUUAUUUUACUUUUUUUGACAAUAAACAAAAAACAUACAUAGAAAAAAACAAUAGACAACUUAACAUAUACAGUGAGGGAAAAAAGUAUUUGAUCGCCUGCUCGUUUGCCCACUGACAUGAAUUGAUCAGUCUAUACUUUUAAUGGUAGGUUUAUUUGAAAAAUGAGAGACAGAAUAACAACAAAAAAAUCCAGAAAAACGCAUGUCAAAAAUGUUAUAUAUUGAUUUGCAUUUUAAUGAGGUAAAUAAGUAUUUGACCCCCUCUCAAUCAGAAAGAUUUCUGGCUCCCAGGUGUCUUUUAUACAGGUAAUGAGCUGAGAUUAGGAGCACACUCUUAAAGGGACUGCUCCUAAUCUCAGUUUGUUACCUGUAUAAAAGACACCUGUCCACAGAAGCAAUCAAUCAAUCAGAUUCCAAACUCUCCACAAUGGCCAAGACCAAAGAGCUCUCCAAGGAUGUCAGGGACAAGAUUGUAGACCUACACAAGGCUGGAAUGGGCUACAAGACCAUCGCCAAGCAGCUUGGUGAGAAGGUGACAACAGUUGGUGCGAUUAUUCGCAAAUGGAAGAAACACAAAAUAAAUGUCAAUCUCCCUCGGCCUGGGGCUCCAUGCAAUGGAUCAUGAGAACGGUGAGGAAUCAGCCCAGAACUACACGGGAAGAUCUUGUCAAUGAUCUCAAGGCAGCUGGGACCAUAGUCACCAAGAAAACAAUUGGUAACACACUACGCCGUGAAGGACUGAAAUCCUGCAGCGCCCACAAGGUCCCCCUGCUCAAGAAAGCACAUAUACAGGCCCAUCUGAAGUUUGCCAAUGAACAGAACUGAGUGAAAGUGUUGUGGUCAGAUGAGACCAAAAUGGAGCUCUUUGGCAUCAACUCAACUCGCCGUGUUUGGAGGAGGAGGAAUGCUGCCUAUGACCCCAAGAACACCAUACCCACCGUCAAACAUGGAGGUGGAAACAUUAUGCUUUGGGGGCGUUUUUCUGCUAAGGGGACAGGACAACUUCACCACAUCAAAGGGACGAUGGACGGCGCCAUGUACCGUCAAGUCUUGGGUGAGAACCUCCUUCCCUCAGCCAGGGCAUUGAAAAUGGGUCGUGGAUGGGUAUUCCAGCAUGACAAUGACCCAAAACACACAGCCAAGGCAACAAAGGAGUGGCUCAAGAAGAAGCACAUUAAGGUCCUGGAGUGGCCUAGCCAGUCUCCAGACCUUAAUCCCAUAGAAAAUCUGUGGAGGGAGCUGAAGGUUCGAGUUGCCAAACAUCAGCCUCGAAACCUUAAUGACUUGGAGAAGAUCUGCAAAGAGAAGUGGAACAAAAUCCCUCCUGAGAUGUGUGCAAACCUGGUGGCCAACUACAAGAAACGUCUGACCUCUGUGAUUGCCAACAAGGGUUUUGCCACCAAGUACUAAGUCAUGUUUUGCAGAGGGGUCAAAUACUUAUUUCCCUCAUUAAAAUGCAAAUCAAUUUAUAACAUUUUUGACAUGCAUUUUUCUGGAUUUUUGUUGUUGUUAUUCUGUCUCUCACUGUUCAAAUAAACCUACCAUUAAAAUUAUAGACUGAUCAUGUCUUUGUCAGUGGGCAUACGUACAAAAUCAGCAGGGGAUGAAAUACUUUUUUCCCUCAAUGUACAUGGAAGAAUCAAAUGCUUUAUUAUUUAAAUAUUGAACAAAAUCUGGCUACAGACAGAAACAAUAUAAUAUAUAAUACAGUCUGAAGCCAUAUGGGGCAGAGUCUUACAAGCAUUGAAAACAACAUUGGGUGUGGAUACAGUGGGAAUGUGAGUCUGAGCAAGUGUGAUGUCAUUAAUGUUUGUUGAAAUGUAUGUAUGUAAAUGUUAAGCACUGCUCAUUGUUUUAACUACUAUAAAUGAGAACGACAAAGUGCUGGGUCUAUUUCUCUAACCAGCACUCGAGUUGCCACAGAUCUCAAAUCACAUACCCUACUUCUGAUCGUAAUUGCAACCAUUAGGUCAAUGAAAGGCAUCUGACCCUGUAUCAGUGGUUACGGACAACUUCACCAAUUUACUCUAGUCAAAAACCUCUCAUAUCGAUCUCUGAUAGGUCGGACAUGGCUUGCAGCCAUCUAAUGAGUCGGUGAUCCUGCAGUGGUCCAGCCCCCUCCCUGGACAGGUGCGUCACAUUGGUUUCUCCACGGGAUGGGGCUCGGUGGGUGAGUUUAAGAUCUGGAGGAAGGAGGACUCUGAUGAAAACCACAACGAGGCCUUUACACUAGGCGUUCCUCACAAUGUGGUGCCUGGCUCUGAGACCGCCACCGCAUCCAUGAUAGGUGAGGAGGGACACUUCUCUUCCACUUCUUUUUCAUUAUCUGAAGGUCUGCUGCUCCUCUUCACCCACGCACUCUGUAUACAUCCUAUUCACUUUGACAUACAGUACCUUGUCCAUGUGGUUAAUAAGAGUAUGCAUCGCCAAUUUCUCUCUAAAUGAUAUUUGAUGAUAUGGUCAUAGUCUAUUGUAAUACUGUUGAUCCUGCAGCUAAUCAGUUUUGAAAAAGAGAUUGUAACUCAAUAAAACAACCUUUAUGUGAGGCGGUGUUGCUGAUCUGUUUCUGCGCUGUGUUUUGUGAUGUCAGGGGACGUGAUGGGCCCCACCCUCAACAACCUGGACAAGCUGCUACGGCUGCCCUUCGGCUGUGGGGAGCAGAACAUGAUCCACUUCGCCCCCAACGUCUUUGUCCUCAAGUACCUGCAGAAGACUAGGCAGCUCAGCCCUGAGGUGGAGGCUGAGGCCACAGACUACCUGCUGCAAGGUAAACCACUGGUUCAAAUGGUUCAAGGGCUUUGAGAACUGUCUUGAGAUACUUUAGAUUUUCCUGCAUGUCUCCCAUUGAAAUCAAUGCAUGCUCUGAGUUAUGAAUCAGAUCUCAAGUGACCCAUAGUGAAGAUCACUAUACAAAAUCAAUCCAUUACUAUCCACUUAGUUCUAAAUCCACAGUGUAGACUUUCUUUGAUAUUCACCUGGUCUAGAUAGCAUCCACCCACUGAUACCCUCUCCCCUGUACCUUCCCAGGGUACCAGAGACAACUGACCUAUAAGCGCCAGGAUGGAUCCUACAGUGCCUUUGGAGAGAGGGACUCCUCUGGGAGCAUGUGGUAAGUCCUCUACUCUUAAUUUAGAAUUACAUCCCUCAGUAAGUAAUCUAGUCUUCCCUUAGAAUUACAUCCCUCAGUAAGUCAUCUACUCUUCCCUUAGGAUUACAUCCCUCAGUAAGUCAUUUACAUUUUAGUCAUUUAGCAGACGCUCUUAUCCAGAGCGACUUACAGUUAGUGAGUGCAUAUAUUUUCAUACUGGACCCACGUGGGAAUCGAACCCACAACCCUGGCGUUGCAAACGCCAUGCUCUACCAACUGAGCUACACAGGACCUGUCAUCUUCUCUUCCCUUAGGAUUACAUCCCUCAGUAAGUCAUCUACUCUUCCCUUAGAAUUACAUCCCUCAGUAAGUCAUCUACUCUUCCCUUGGAAUUACAUCCCUCAGUAAAUCAUCUACUCUUCCCUUAGAAUUACAUCCCUCAGUAAAUCAUCUACUCUUCCCUUAGAAUUACAUCCCCAGUAAGUCAUCUACUCUUCCCUUAGAAUUACAUCCCUCAGUAAGUCAUCUACUCUUCUCUUAGAAUUACAUCCCUCAGUAUGUCAUCUACUCUUCCCUUAGAAUUACAUCCCACAGUAAGUCAUCUUCUCUUCCCUUAGGAUUACUUCCCUCAGUAAGUCAUCUUCUCUUCCCUUAGGAUUACAUCCCUCAGUAAGUCAUCUUCUCUUCCCUUAGGAUUACAUCCCUCAGUAAGUCAUCUUCUCUUCCCUUAGUAUUACAUCCCUCAGUAAGUCAUCUUCUCUUCCCUUAGGAUUACAUCCCUCAGUAAGUCAUCUUCUCUUCCCUUAGGAUUACAUCCCUCAGUAAGUCAUCUUCUCUUCCCUUAGGAUUACAUUCCACGUCAGUUCACUCCGUAUGGUACAUAGAUUAAAACUGCAUACGGCAUCUUCACUUACCCUGGCCUGCGUGUUAUUGACAGAAACAAUGAAGCUCUUAUCAGUAACUUUGUAUACACAUGGUCAACAUUCAUACCCUCAUAACCCUGUGUUUAAUUCGGCUGAGAUAUACUCGCUGAGUGUUUAUUUAAUGUUUAUACAUCCCUGGAGGCAGGCAAGAGGCCACCACCAUGUCAUAAUAUUUGGAAUAGUGAAUAUGGAGUGUAUGAGAGGCUCCAAUGUUCCGCUUGCAUAUUCGGGCCGCUUGCAUACCUUUAGGGUGAUUUAUUAGUUGAUGUGGGUAUUGUGAUAUUUAAUAUAGCUCAGACGGUGAAACAGUAGGUUAAAUAUACCCAGGAGAAUCAAACACAAACUCAUAAUUGGUUCCCCCAGGCAGCCAUGUGGCUCCAGUGAGUUAUUUGCUGUUAAAGCGGGUUAAUGCACACAGCACAGAAUGGCCCCUGGUUGUUUUGGCCCCAUGGGCGAGGCCCCACCUCUGUAUGUAGGCUACAUUACACCCCCUCCCUCCUCACACCUACACUACCACUGGAGACACAGGAGCUUGCUAGGCUCCAGGCCACUUAAAGGGCAAUUCCGCCACUUUUCAACCUCAUAUUCAUUAUCUCCAGCACCAAACCAUUGUCUACAUAUGUGGCAAUGUAGCAUUUCAAUGAUCUGUGGUGAAAAAGAUAAAGGUCCUAAAAAAUGCUUCUCUGUGACAUCAGAGGAUUCAAAGUUUUUUUUAAUGUGUUUUUUAAAACCUGCAAUGCAUUUCUAGCCAGAGGGAGAGUAUUUUAUUGCUCCCCACGUCACUGCGAAUCUCAUAGUGUUUGAAAAGCACUGUUUGUGAAAUGUUUAAACUUUUGAUGGUGGCAGGUAGCCUACUGAAUAUGAGCAUUGGGCCAGUAACCGAAAGGUCUCUGAUCCAAAUCCCCUAGCCAACUAGGUGAAAAAUCUGUCUGUGCCAGUCCUUAAUUUGAGCCGCUCAGGAUCCGGUACCUCUCAUGGCAUGAAACAUAAUUUUCACCGUUUGCAAUGUAAAAAUCAGAAUAAAAGCGAUCAAAGUUCAUUCGAGUUGCCUCCACUGUAAUUGUCCUGCCCCCUAAAAAAAACGUAUAUUAUAUUUUAAGAAUUGAUUGAGUUUGGGCCAGCCCGGGUUUAUGAUUUGCACAACAUGGUAACCUAGAUACCAACUCGUGGCAGUUGCUGUGGUGCGAGAGAGAAGCGUGCCUGUAGCCUAUCUCUCACAGAACCAGAAUGAGAUUAACUUUCUAUGAUGUCUUUCCCUCUCUCUGCUCUGAUAGACAUGAGCCUGCAACUAUCAUCUCUCCUGAGUUGUACUUCAUCAUUUGUUUCCUUAGAAUCAUAGGGUGCUGGUGGUGCUGCAGCACCUCUGAUAAAUUGAAAUAAAUUAUACAAUAACUGCCGUCUGUUCAGAAAUAAAUGAAAUAAUUCAGAAUACUACACCAGGACUAGGCCUAUAAUUUAGUCACAGAGGAUCAAUAGCUUUAAACAAAACAAAAAAAGUUGUAUUGCCUAGCUGUGGAUUGUGUGUAGCCCAAUUACAAGGCAUUGCCUACAGUCAGAAACGCGUGGCAAAUCUGUCAGUGAACAGCAUUCAGCCAAAACAGGCCUUUCGCAAUAUUUCAAAUACAAUCUUGGGAUAGCACAGGUUUGAAAGCAAAUGGCUCCUGCUGAACAAAAAUACUUAUCUGUCUGUAGGCUGCAAAAAUAUUUUAUCAACUUCCAAACAGGCCUAUUGAGCGAACAGCAUUGUUUUUACAAACUAAAAUGAGAGAGAGGCUUUUGGCACGAGCGCAUCGACCAUCGCCGGUGAGUGAGCUGCGCAUCAUUAUGUGAGUCAGGUGAAACUGGAAAGCUUUUUUAGGACUUCCUCAUAUUGUACAAUAUGUGUGUCUCCUCCACACACCUAGGCCUAGGCUAUUGAUGGAUUCAAGACAAGGUCGUUUUUAAUGAUCUCACAUUCUCAGUUUGUCAGUGUCAAAGUAGCCUGACAUUUCAAUCAUUUGUGCGGUAUAAAAAAAGAUUCUGCUAAAGUCUCUAGUCAUGUAAAAUGCCAUAGAAUUGCAUGAAAUUAAUUUAUAAAAGGCCCAAAAAAAUAAAAUAAAAUGUCUGCUCUAGUCUAGACCACUAUGCAAAUGUGAUGAUAUGCAUGCAAUGCUGUACUAUAAAGGUGAUUUUCCGGUAGCUCAGAGAUCCCAGGUCACCCCCCUCUCGCGCUCACUUUUUGUUCCGGCACCUCCCAAUUUACAAAUUAAGCACUGCUGCCCUUGAGCAAGGCACUUAACCCUAAUUGGUCCUGUAUGUCGCUCUGGAUAAGAGCGUCUGCUAAAUGACUAAAAUGUAAAUGUAAUGUCAUCGUGUAGAACUUUUUACUUUAUCUAUUUUUCUACAAAACAUAGAAAUGCACAAUUUUCACAUACAGUGGGGGAAAAAAGUAUUUAGUCAGCCACCAAUUGUGCAAGUUCUCCCACUUAAAAAGAUGAGAGAGGCCUGUAAUUUUCAUCAUAGGUACACGUCAACUAUGACAGACAAAAUGAGAAAAGAAAAUCCAGAAAAUCACAUUGUAGGAUUUUUUAUGAAUUUAUUUGCAAAUGAUGGUGGAAAAUAAGUAUUUGGUCAAUAACAAAAGUUUCUCAAUACUUUGUUAUAUACCCUUUGUUGGCAAUGACACAGGUCAAACGUUUUCUGUAAGUCUUCACAAGGUUUUCACACACUGUUGCUGGUAUUUUGGCCCAUUCCUCCAUGCAGAUCUCCUCUAGAGCAGUGAUGUUUUGGGGCUGUCGCUGGGCAACACGGACUUUCAACUCCCUCCAAAGAUUUUCUAUGGGGUUGAGAUCUGGAGACUGGCUAGGCCACUCCAGGACCUUGAAAUGCUUCUUACGAAGCCACUCCUUCGUUGCCCGGGCGGUGUGUUUGGGAUCAUUGUCAUGCUGAAAGACCCAGCCACGUUUCAUCUUCAAUGCCCUUGCUGAUGGAAGGAGGUUUUCACUCAAAAUCUCACGAUACAUGGCCCCAUUCAUUCUUUCCUUUACACGGAUCAGUCGUCCUGGUCCCUUUGCAGAAAAACAGCCCCAAAGCAUGAUGUUUCCACCCCCAUGCUUCACAGUAGGUAUGGUGUUCUUUGGAUGCAACUCAGCAUUCUUUGUCCUCCAAACACGACAAGUUGAGUUUUUACCAAAAAGUUAUAUUUUGGUUUCAUCUGACCAUAUGACAUUCUCCCAAUCCUCUUCUGGAUCAUCCAAAUGCACUCUAGCAAACUUCAGACGGGCCUGGACAUGUACUGGCUUAAGCAGGGGGACACGUCUGGCACUGCAGGAUUUGAGUCCCUGGCGGCGUAGUGUGUUACUGAUGGUAGGCUUUGUUACUUUGGUCCCAGCUCUCUGCAGGUCAUUCACUAGGUCCCCCCGUGUGGUUCUGGGAUUUUUGCUCACCGUUCUUGUGAUCAUUUUGACCCCACGGGGUGAGAUCUUGCGUGGAGCCCCAGAUCGAGGGAGAUUAUCAGUGGUCUUGUAUGUCUUCCAUUUCCUAAUAAUUGCUCCCACAGUUGAUUUCUUCAAACCAAGCUGCUUACCUAUUGCAGAUUCAGUCUUCCCAGCCUGGUGCAGGUCUACAAUUUUGUUUCUGGUGUCCUUUGACAGCUCUUUGGUCUUGGCCAUAGUGGAGUUUGGAGUGUGACUGUUUGAGGUUGUGGACAGGUGUCUUUUAUACUGAUAACAAGUUCAAACAGGUGCCAUUAAUACAGGUAACGAGUGGAGGACAGAGGAGCCUCUUAAUGAAGAAGUUACAGGUCUGUGAGAGCCAGAAAUCUUGCUUGUUUGUAGGUGACCAAAUACUUAUUUUCCACCAUAAUUUGCAAAUAAAUUCAUUAAAAAUCCUACAAUGUGAUUUUCUGGAGAAAAAAAAUCUCAAUUUGUCUGUCAUAGUUGACGUGUACCUAUGAUGAAAAUUACAGGCCUCUCUCAUCUUUUUAAGUGGGAGAACUUGCACAAUUGGUGGCUGACUAAAUACUUUUUUCCCCAGUGUAUGUAUACACUGUUAUUGUGCUGGAGGUAAUGAAAAUGAGGUUGAAAAGUGGUGGAAUUGCCCUUUAACGGAAAAAGUGUUGUGCUUUUCGACAUGCCCUACAAACUGGAACUUGGGCAUGUCUUGUCCAAAGCAAUUUAAUUACUGCUCCGGUGUAAUUAGUAAUACCAUUAAACUUUUGCAUGAAAACCCUUCAAACCUCUGUAUGCGGAAAGAGGAUAUUAAGAAGAUAUGAAGUGUAACGGUUAUAGUAGUGUAGGCGUUGGUUCUGGAGCCAUGGGCAACACGGCAGCACCCAGAUGUUAAACCUUAUGUAAACCUGUAGCAACAAACACUUUUUUAAUCCAUCAGCUUGGUGCUUAUAUGUCAGAACAACCCACUUUUUAUUUGGGCUCCAGAGUUAAUCAUUAGCACAGGUCAUUUAAGGGCAGGUUAACAGUGCUCUUAAUGCAGUGUUAAUGUAUUCCAGCUUGUAAAAAUGUAUCUGAGUGGAAAUUACAGGGCCUAAUGAAAAGAUUGUACAUAAUGACACAGGCUCUGUCCGGUAAUACCGGGUCUGGGUGAUGCCAAGGCUUUUAGCCCUACUUUGCUCUGGUCUCUGUGGGUUGAACCUUGGGACACAGAGCUAAGGAUGAGGAUGGGCUGGUUCUCAUCACUACCCCCUGCCUGCCUCUCAGGCAGAUACAGAUGCUCUGUGUGUGUGUGAUUGUGAUUGUGUGUGUGAUUGUGAGUGUUUGUGUGUGUGUCUCUGUGUGUUAAGGGGGGUGGUGUUGGGAUAUGUCAAGAUGCCUUUGCAGGGGUGGGGGUGCUGUGGUGGGCCCUGGACCGGACCUGGCAGCCCCUCUUCCGGCAUCGCUCGCAUACCUGCCUCCGUCUGGAUCCAAUGAGAGCCACAUGCUGGUGUAAUCUGCAGAAACCCCGCCACCACCACCGCCCCUUCAAUCCCUGUAGCCUACUUAAUACCCUGGCCUGGGGUAAAUAUGCAGCCUAAUGGAAGCUCCAUACUCUGGGCCUGUUAGUGGUGCCUGGUUAGAUACAGACAGGACAUGUUAAGGCUGGCAUGAAGUGGAACAGAUAGCAGAGAACUAACUAAUACUGUGUUGUGUUAAACCAUUUAUUUCCACUCCAAUGCCAAACAGGCAUGGUGCGGAACGAGGGUGAAUAUAGCAGGAAUGUGGUGUUUGUAUCAAGCCAGAUCUUAGAUAACUGGGUGCUUGGUUGAUAGAUGUUUACAUGUUGAAUGGUUGUUAUCGCUUUGUGCUUGGACGUGGUAACCCCUUCUCUUCCAUUUACAUAUUACAGACACUCUUAUCCAGAGCGACUUACAGUUAGUGAGUGCAUACAUUAUUUUGUAAUUAUAUAUAUUUUUUUUUCAUACUGGCCCCCCGUGGGAAACAAACCCACAACCCUGGCGUUGCAAACGCCAUGCUCUACCAACUGAGCUACAUCCCUGCCGGCCAUUCCCUCCCCUACCCUGGACGACGCUGGGCCAAUUGUGCGCCGCCCCAUGGGUCUCCCGGUCGAGGCCGGCUACGACAGAGCCUGGAUUCGAACCAGGAUCUCUAGUGGCACAGCUAGCACUGCGAUGCAGUGCCUUAGACCACUGCGCCACUCUCACACACACUGCUAUUAAAGCCCUGGUGUGUGUCCAUAUAGUUUUACCACAAACAGAGCACUCUAUCAUUCAUCCAAACUAAAACUGACUGCAGAAACAACUGGAAGAGAACCAGGGCCAUCUGUUGCCUUUAAGACUUUGAGGAACCGGAACGAUACAUUUGUAUCUAUCUUUACUUUGAAGAUUUAACAUCUUCUGUUUGGACUUCUAUAGAAAACCUCUGUCUAUUUAUGACCAACUUUUUGCAAGUACUACUCAAACAAUAAAUCCGUUAUAAAACCUGCAUUAAAAUAACCAGUAGCCAGGGAAUUUAUCAUGUUGUGGCGUUGUUAACAUGGGACUUAUUUGUCAGUAAGUCUUGGUCGUUCCUAUAGGCAAUUAUAAAAACCUUGGUUCCAACUUCUAUUGACGUUCCAGGAUCCAGCUCCAAUGUGCUGUUCUGAAUGACCUCUGUGUGCCAUCCAUAACAACAUGUCAACAACUUCCCCAAACUCCAAUAAGGGAGUGGAAGCCCGCAGAGAUGGAGGGAGGUAGGGAGUGACUUCAGCAGGCCAGUGGAGGAAGCAGCCCGGUCUCUGGCGUUUACUCGCCCACUAAAUCAUCUUUACGCUACCCAGCACCUCUUCCUGGGGCCUGGCAGUUAAAGCCGGUGACACAAUAUUACUUAACAUUAUAAAAAUUCCUGCUGGCUUAAGGCUCCAUCCCUGCUGCCUCUCUGGGGAGACAUAACUUCCAGGGCACAGCAAGGGAAGAUUUAAUACCGUGGUUUAUGGGAGAGAUUUUUUUCUUACUCUCUCUUGGCUUGUUCCUUGAGUUACGGCCCAAAUGUAUGUUUGAGAAAAAAAAAACAUGGUUUAUUUAUUUAUUUCCACACUUUUUAUGGUAAGCAGCUUGUCUCAUCAUUUGGCUGCUCUGGGGAGGAUGCUGUAAUGGAAUGGCGGUCUGUAAUUAAAGGGCAUUGGCCGGAGUGUGCAGUUUUCACGGAGGGCAGUUGUUUAUGUAUGACCGUGUGUUUAUUAGCCUAGACGGGUCCCUCAGCCAUCACCAUUGGCCUCUCUGUGGGUCUGGGGUCUGAUUCCCGCUGUGAUUCCAGUUCAGAAACUCCAGGUCACACACUGUUGCUGGACAUUAGGAAUACCAACCCUGGGGAUGGCUGUUUGUAGAAGUUCUGAAUGUUUUCGGGAUAUUUCAGCAUGCAGAAAAAUACUUGAUUUGGCUUUGUGAAAGUCUUCGUUCUUGAGACUAAGAAGCUGCUGGAUCCUGUGGUGACAAUCAGCAUUUUGCCCACUCCUCCUCCAUCUUCCCAUCUUUCAUCUUCAUCUGCUCUCCCUCGCUCUGUACCCCCCCAUCAGUCUGUCUGUUUUUGCCUGACAGGGUUUUAAAGUAGUUUGAUCUUCUCAGCAUGAUGUGGCAUGUAACAGCUGCCAUCUCACUCAUCCUUGUUUCUGUUUAGAGAUUUAAAAUAUGUGACUGGUUGGGGAAUAUUUCACCACAUUUAAAUGGUUUAUGUGAACUCUGAUGUGAAGUUUGAUAAGUAUUUUUGAACGAUAUGUCAGCACAUGCUUGAAAGAGACCCAAUCCCUCCCUCCCUCCCUCUCUGUCUCUUCCCUUUUUCUCACUCCUCUCCAGGCUGACAGCGUUUGUGUUGAAAUCCUUUGCUCAGUCUCGUGGGUUCAUCUUCAUUGACCCAGAGGAGCUGCGUGCUGCCAAGGCCUGGCUCAUCAACCACCAGAGAGAGGAGGGCUCCUUCCCUGCCAUGGGACGCAUUCUCAACAAAGACUUGCAGGUGCGUGCGUAGGUGUGUGUGUGUGUCUGUAUUGUGUAACAGGAGACUGGUCUGGUGGUGAUGCCUGACAUGGUGACCCAGAACCAUAGACAGAGUGGAGGGAUGUACACGGACCAGAUGUGUGUGUGUCCAUAGGCACCAUUAACCAGUGUUAUUCUCCAUGUAAAGGGAGGAAUCCAUGGAAAGAUCUCGUUGACGGCGUACGUGGUUGCAGCCCUACUGGAGACAGGAAUAUCUACAGAGGUAAGAGGAUCAGUGGGGGGGACAGUAUUCCUCAAGGGGUGAAUCCUAACCUGACAUUUAUAUGUGGAUGUAAAUCGGACUUUCAGUGAAUAUUUCAGGCUCAGACCUAAUAACAGGCUGUGUGUGUGUGUGUCAGAGAAGGCUAGUGGGAGGAGCUAUAGGAGGACAGGCUCAUCGUAAUGGCUGGAAUGGAAUAAAUGGAACGGAGUAAAACAUGUGGUUUCUAUAUGUUUGAUGUGGUUGAUACUAUUCCUUUCCAGCCAAUACAAUGAGCCCGUCCUUCUAUAGCUCCUCCCACCAGCUUCCUCUGGUGUGUGUGUGUGUAUGCGUGCGCGUGCGUAACUGUGUGUUUGCCGGUACAUUCCCAUCAGCACCAAAGAUAGAAGUUCUGGCACGGCGCCCCCUCAUAUUUGUUAUGCUCCAGUGGCGGUAAUCUAAUAUCUAAUCCCUGGCUGACUGCAUCAAGAGAUUUAUGAGGAGGACAUGCAGAGACAAUGAUGCCUGUGGAAGGUAGGACACCCCGGCCACAUUCCUGUCACUGUGUACCUCGCCAUGCUCUUUCCCUGGUGCUGAACCCGAGACGACGUGUUCACCGGCCUGUUAAACCCUCUGUAAUGUUCUUUGAAGCAACACCUUCGGACACACUGGCAGUUGAACAAUUUGUCAUGGUCGCUCUUGUAAAAAGAGAUCUUUGGCUAUUGAAAGGUAGCAGUGUCCUUUAUUUUAAGUGCGGUAGGUCCUUUAUCUGCCAAAUACAUUGUUGCAGAAGAAUGUUGCUGUUUAUGUGGACAGGGAGUGAGUCCAUGUAAUGUUUAUGCUUCUCCUACAUUGAGUGUGUUGCCAAUACCAAUGUUAAACCCCAGAUUGUUAUUGUGUCAGCUCUCAAUUCAUUCAUGCACAGUAUUUCUUCACUCUGGCUCCCUUCCAUCCAUCUCCCUCCCCCUUCACCAAACCCCCCUCUUCUCUUCCAGUCUUCCUAUCCUUCCCUAUCUAUCCUGAAGGGCUCUCCAGAGAAUCAGGCCGCUAAAACUGAUACCAACUAUAAAAGGAUACUUGACAUCAAAGCAAAACUCCUUCCUCCUUACAAAUUCAGUUAAUUAAAAGAUGACUAGACGGACUAAAGUGAGUGGCUGUUGAAGUCUCUUCUGAGUGCGCUCAGGAAAAGGGCACAUCUGGAAAAGAUGAAAGUGCUCCUACCUUUAAUGGCUAAGAUCAUGUUUAUUUGCCUUUUGAUAAGCAGCACAUCUGAGUUGGGGAGUAUGAGUUGGAACAGUACAGAUCUUGAAGAUUCAGCAAAGAUCAAAUAUGCCUGACUUAAGCGAAAGAUGAAUACGGAUGGAGGGAAGGUGUUGUGGAGAGAGGUGUAUCCAUUACUCUUACCAAGGUUUGGUCUGUGUGCGCACACAUGUGCGACAUGUGUUAGCACACGUGUGUGUGUGUGUGUAUAUAAUUGUGUGUACUCUUCCCCAGGAGGAGAAGAUUGCUGUGGCCAAGGCAAUGGGAUUCCUGGAGAGUAACACAUACUCAGCUGAUGACCCGUACACCACAGCCCUGUCUUCCUACGCCCUGGCCCUGUUACGAAGCCCCUACGCUUCCCUCGCCCUCCGACGCCUCAACCACAUGGCCAUCACACAAGGUACUCAGCUGUAAGGAACUGAUCUCAUAUCAGUUUGUUUGCCUACCAAUUCAUAUUAAACACUAAACUGACAUGACAGCUCCACUGUUCUUUCUCACACUGUUUCUUACACUUUUCUCUCUCUCCAUUUCCUUCUUUCUCUUUCUUCUCUCUUUCAAUCAGACGGCUUCACCCACUGGAGUCUGACAGGCAGCACGGUGACAGAUGAGGACACCUUCAUGGGCUUUAGUGACGGUCUUUCUCAGUCAGGUAGACUGUCUCGCCUGCUGUGGCCAAAGCAAGACUAUCCUCUAUGACUGAUUAUGAAUUUUAGUAUUAGUGUGAGUGUCUGGUGGCUGUCUAGUGUUUUGCAUGCUAAUAGUCUCCUCCGUGUCCCAGUGGUGUCAGCGGAGGUGGAGAUGACAGCAUACGGCCUGCUGACCUACACCCUACUGGGUGACGUGGCCUCCGCCCUGCCUGUGGUCAAGUGGCUCUCCCAGCAGAGGAACGCCCUCGGGGGUUUCUCCUCCACACAGGUACCCCUCACAAGCCUCUCCGCCUCUUUGUCCAAAGCAUUCUCCAAAAUGUGGUUGUAUUUUUCCUUUAUUUUACCAGGUUACCCUCACUGACAUUUCAAUUAUCUUUUAGAAGAGAGAACUAGCUCACCAAAGUAUAUCUGAAACAACUGGUAACUAACUGGUCAUCUGGUCAGUCUGUGUCCAUAGCCUCCUUCUAAUAACUGUCUGUCUAUCCUCUUUCCUAGGACACGUGUGUAGCUCUUCAGGCGUUGUCUGAGUACGCCAUCCUGUCAUACGUGGGAGGAGUCAACCUGACCAUCUCUCUGGCCUCUACCAACCUGGACUUCCAGGAGAGCUUUGAACUGCACCGCGACAACCAAAAGAUCCUGCAGAGCGCCUCGGUAAAGAGUAGGGUCAUGUUGCUCUUAGACUCCCAUAAUGGUUAAGGUUUGGAUUGGAGGAAGGUAAUCUGAUCCUAGAUCUGUGCCUAAGGGCAUCUUCUUUCUGAGGUAAACACUCUUGCUCAGGUAGUUAAGGGACCCCUACUUGACCAGAAUACACACUACACACAUAAACUAAAGUUACACAAUUGUCCAUUUUCAAUUAUGAAAGGUAUCUUAAAUAACAUCCACAAAGUCAAUGCAGUUGAGGAUAACAAGGAGACUUUAUCUAAGCAAUUGAAUGUGUUUCCCAGUGAAUGAACCAGUGAGUGUGUUCAGGCUGUGCGUCGACAUUUCCUUCUCCUCCCCACAGUGAGGGAGUAGCUCAGGUAAGGGCUUGAACUUCUGUUCCCUCUGCCAGGCAUGUAAUUAUCUGCCCUAAUCAGCUGUGUCAGUUUAAUUGGGGGUAAUUUAGCUGUGCUGGUUAGUGGCUAGGCUAUUUGACUGCUGCUGCUUAGAUCUACAGCAUUCAAAUAAAAUAAAAUUGUAUUUGUCACAUGCGCCGAAUACAACAGGUGUAGAGCUUACUGUGAAAUAUUUACUUACAAGCCCUUAACCAACAAUGCAGUUAAGAAAAUAGAGUUAAGAAAAUAUUUACUAAAUAAACUCAAGUUUUAAAAAACGGAAGCAAACGAAAUGGGGAUAAAAAUACCUGAAUUUGUCCAAUAGAAACUUGUUUGCAACUGUUGGACUAAUGUUCUCACCCUAGAUAAUCUAGAUGCAGGCAAGAGUGUGCAAGGCGGUAUUGAAUGUGUCACUGUCUGUCCAUGUGUCACUGUCUUCUCUCGACCUGUGUGCACCUACGUUGUAAACAUAAAUUCAUAGGCUAGGUUGUAGAAACCUCAUGAUGGGUAUAGGGAAAAUUCGAAUAUCAUGUAGUAGCCUAAACCUAUCGAUGUUACAUUGAACUGGGUGAAUGGAAUAUGAAUGACAGUCAUCGAAUAUGCUGUAAUAGAAAUAAGGCCAUGAUCCUGAAAGAGUCCUCCCUCAUCAUAAACGGCACUGACUGCCACUGUGCUAAGUACAGGCAUUGUCGUGCCCUCUUCACGACUUUCUUGGUGUGUAUGGACCAUUAUAGUUUGUUGGUGAUUUGGACACCAAGGAACUUGAAACUCUCAACCCGCUCCACUACAGCCCCGUCGAUGUGAAUGGGGGCGUAUUCGGCCCUCCCACCACACUGCCAGGUCUCUGAUCUCCUCCCUAUAAGCUGUCUCAUCAUUGUCGGUGAUCAGGCCUACGACCGUUGUGUCGUCAGCAAACUUAAUGAUGGUGUUGGAGUCGUGCUUGGCCAUGCAGUCAAGAUGUGUUGUUGCCUUACCCCCUGGGGGCGGCCCAUCAGGAAGUCCAGGAUCCAGUUGCAGAGGGAGGUGAUUAGUCCUAGGGUCCUAAGCUUAGUGAUGAGCUUUGUGGACACUAUGUUGUUGAACGCUGAGCUGUAGUCAAUGAACAGCAUUCUCACAUAGGUGUUCCUUUUGUCCAGGUGGGAAAGGGCAGUGUGGAGGGCGAUAGAGAUUGUGUCAUCUGUGGAUUGUUUGCGGCGGUAUGCGAAUUGGAAUGGGUCAAGGGUUUCCAGGAUGAUGGUGUUGAUGUGACCCAUGACCAGCCUUUCAAAGCACUUCAUGGCUACCGACGUGAGUGCUACUUUACCUUCACUUCUUGGGCACAGGGACUAUGGUGGUCUGCUUGAAACAAACAUGUAGGUAUUACAGACUCGGUCAGGGAGAGGUUGAAAUGUCAGUGAAGACACUUGCCAGUUGGUCCGUGCAUGCUCAGAGUACACGUCCUGGUAAUCCGUCUGGCCCCGCCUUGUGAAUGUUGACCUGUUUAAAGGUCUUGCUCACAUCGGCUACGGAGAGUGUGAUCACACAGUCGUCCGGAAACAGCUGGUGCUCUCAUGCAUGCUUCAGUGUUGCUUGCCUCGAAGCGAGCAUAAAAGGCAUUUAGCCCAUCAGGUAGGCUUGCGUCACUGGGCAGCUUGUGGCUGGGUUUCCUUUUGUAGUCCGUAAUAGUUUGCAAGCCCUGACACAUCUGACGAGCGUCAGAGCUGGUGUAGUAGGAUUCAAUCUUAGUCUGUAUUGACGAAGCCAUGGAAUUACAGGAAAACAUCCGCACUGACUAAAGGUGGCUGCGCUUGACCCGGACUUAUAGAAAUCCCGCUGACCUCCGACGAACCAUCAAACAGCCAAGAGUCAAACAGUCAAGAUGAAUCAUACUACUCGUCGGAUGUGCAGGGCUUGAAAACUAAGACUACAAGGGAAGCACAGCCCGAUGCUGCCCAGUGACACAAGCCUACCAGACGAGCUAAACCACUUCUAUGCUCGCUUCGAGGCAAGCAACACUGAAGCAUGCAUGAGAGCACCAGCUGUUCCGGACGACUAUGUGAUCACGCUCUCCGUAGCCGAUGUGAGUAAGACUUUUAAGCAGGUCAACAUUCACAAGGCCGCAGGGCCAGACGGAUUACCAGGACGUGUACUCCGAGCAUGUGCUGACCAACUGGCAAGUGUCUUCACUGACAUUUUCAACAUGUCCCUGACUGAGUCUGUAAUACCAACAUGUUUCAAGCAGACCACCAUAGUCCCCGUGCCCAAGAACGCUAAGAUAACCUGCCUAAAUGACUACCGACCCGUGGCACUGACGUCUGUAGCCAUGAAGUGCUUUGAAAGACUGGUCAUGGCUCACAUCAACAGCAUAAUCCCAGAAACCCUAGACCCACUCCAAUUUGCAUACCGCCCCAACAGAUCCACAGAUGAUGCAAUCUCUAUCGCACUCCACACUGCCCUUUCCCACCUGGACAAGAGGAACACCUACGUGAGAAUGCUAUUCAUUGACUACAGCUCAGCAUUCAACACCAUAGUGCCCUCAAAGCUCAUCACUAAGCUAAGGAUCCUGGGAAUAAACACCUCCCUCUGCAACUGGAUCCUGGACUUCCUGACGGGCCGCCCCCAGGUGGUAAGGGUAGGUAACAACACAUCUGCCACACUGAUCCUCAACACGGGGGCCCCUCAGGGGUGCGUGCUCAGUCCCCUCCUGUACUCUCUGUUCACCCAUGACUGCAUGGCCAGGCACGACUCCAACACCAUCAUUAAGUUUGCCGACGACACAACAGUGGUAGGCCUGAUCACCGACAACGAUGAGACAGCCUAUAGGGAGGAGGUCAGAGAUCUGGCCGUGUGGUGCCAGGACAACAACCUCUCCCUCAACGUGACCAAGACAAAGGAGAUGAUUGUAGACUACAGGAAAAAAAAGAGGACUGAGCACGCCCCCAUUCUCAUCGACGGGGCUGUAGUGGAACAGGUUGAGAGCUUCAAGUUCCUUGGUGUCCACAUCACCAACGAACUAUCAUGGUCCAAACACACCAAGACAGUCGUGAAGAGGGCACGACAAAGCCUAUUCCCCCUCAGGAGACUAAAAAGAUUUGGCAUGGGUCCUCAGAUCCUCAAAAAAUUCUACAGCUGCACCAUCGAGAGCAUCCUGACUGGUUGCAUCACCGCCUGGUAUGGCAACUGCUUGGCCUCUGACCGCAAGGCACUACAGAGGGUAGUGCGUACGGCCCAGUACAUCACUGGGGCAAAGCUCCCUGCCAUCCAGGACCUCUAUACCAGGCGGUGUCAGAGGAAGGCCCUCAAAAUUGUCAAAGACUCCAGUCACCCUAGUCAUAGACUGUUCUCUCUGCUACCGCACGGCAAGCGGUACCGGAGUGCCAAGUCUAGGUCCAAAAGACUUCUCAACAGCUUCUACCCCCAAGCCAUAAGACUCCUGAACAGCUAAUCAUGGCUACCCGGACUAUUUGCACUGCCCCCCCACCCCAUCCUUUUUACGCUGCUGCUACUCUGUUAAGUAUUUAUGCAUAGUCACUUUAACUCUACCCACAUGUACAUAUUACCUCAACUACCUCAACUAGCCGGUGCCCCCGCACAUUGACUAUGCAACGGUACCCCCCUGUAUAUAUAGCCUCCCUACUGUCACUUUAUUCUAUUGUAUAUAUAGCCUCCCUACUGUCACUUUAUUUUUUACUUCUGCUCUUUUUUUCUCAACACUUUUUUGUUGUUGUUUUAUUCUUACUUUUUUGUUUAAAAUAAAUGCACUGUUGGUUAAGGGCUGUAAGUAAGCAUUUCACUGUAAUGUCUGCACCUGUUGUAUUCGGCGCAUGUGACCAAUAAAAUUUGAUUUGAUUUGACUUGGGUGACUGGAGUCUUUGACAAUUUUUUGGGCCUUCCUCUGACAACGCCUAGUAUAUAGGUCCUGGAUGGCAGGAAGCUUGGUCCCAGUGAUGUACUGGGCCGUACGCACUACCCUCUGUAGUGCCUUACGGUCGGAUGCCGAGCAGUUGCCAUACCAGGCGGUGAUGCAACCGGUCAGGAUGCUCUCGAUGGUGCAGCUGUAGAACUUUUUAAGGAUCUGGAGACCCAUGCCAAAUCUUUUCAGUCUCCUGAGGGGGAAAAGGCAUUGUCGUGCCCUCUUCACGACUUUCUUGGUGUGUAUGGACCAUUAUAGUUUGUUGGUGAUUUGGACACCAAGGAACUUGAAACUCUCAACCCGCUCCACUACAGCCCCGUCGAUGUGAAUGGGGGCGUAUUCGGCCCUCCCACCACACUGCCAGGUCUCUGAUCUCCUCCCUAUAAGCUGUCUCAUCAUUGUCGGUGAUCAGGCCUACGACCGUUGUGUCGUCAGCAAACUUAAUGAUGGUGUUGGAGUCGUGCUUGGCCAUGCAGUCAAGAUGUGUUGUUGCCUUACCCCCUGGGGGCGGCCCGUCAGGAAGUCCAGGAUCCAGUUGCAGAGGGAGGUGAUUAGUCCUAGGGUCCUAAGCUUAGUGAUGAGCUUUGAGGGCACUAUGGUGUUGAACGCUGAGCUGUAGUCAAUGAACAGCAUUCUCACAUAGGUGUUCCUUUUGUCCAGGUGGGAAAGGGCAGUGUGGAGGGCGAUAGAGAUUGUGUCAUCUGUGGAUCUGUUGCGGCGGUAUGCGAAUUGGAAUGGGUCAAGGGUUUCCAGGAUGAUGGUGUUGAUGUGACCCAUGACCAGCCUUUCAAAGCACUUCAUGGCUACCGACGUGAGUGCUACUUUACCUUCACUUUCUUGGGCACAGGGACUAUGGUGGUCUGCUUGAAACAAACAUGUAGGUAUUACAGACUCGGUCAGGGAGAGGUUGAAAAUGUCAGUGAAGACACUUGCCAGUUGGUCCGUGCAUGCUCAGAGUACACGUCCUGGUAAUCCGUCUGGCCCCGCCUUGUGAAUGUUGACCUGUUUAAAGGUCUUGCUCACAUCGGCUACGGAGAGUGUGAUCACACAGUCGUCCGGAACAGCUGGUGCUCUCAUGCAUGCUUCAGUGUUGCUUGCCUCGAAGCGAGCAUAAAAGGCAUUUAGCCCAUCAGGUAGGCUUGCGUCACUGGGCAGCUUGUGGCUGGGUUUCCUUUUGUAGUUCGUAAUAGUUUGCAAGCCCUGACACAUCUGACGAGCGUCAGAGCUGGUGUAGUAGGAUUCAAUCUUAGUCCUGUAUUGACGAUUUGCCUGUUUAUGGUUUGUCUCUCUAACCCACUCUCUCUCACCCCACUCCCACCCCUUCUCUCUCUCAACCCCAAUCUCCCUUUCUUCCUCUCUCUCUCUCUCGCUCUGUCUCUCUCUCCCUUCCCUCCUCUCUCUGCAGAUUCCCAGUAUUCCCACAGGGCUGUUUGUCAGUGCUAAAGGCGAGGGCUGCUGUCUCAUGCAGGUACGUUACUCCCCCUUCUAUAAUUUUAUCCUUCACUCACACUGUGAAUCCUCCAGAGGGGAAAAGCCAGUGCAUUCCCAUGACUCAUUGCUCUAAUGCCCAAAUUCCUGUCUGUAAAUCGGAAUGAUCUGGUAAAACGUAGGGAAUUAUUCAGCAGGGACUGUUCGUUCCUCAAUUACACUGGAUAAGAUGCUGUUUUCCCUGUACCUUGUCACUAAAACAGAAGGCUAUUUGAGGCCAGGGUGCAUAAACAACUACUGGGGGGAGUUUCCUUGUUCAGCUUCCUGCUCUAGAUAGAACACAGCGUUCCUCCUCUCCUCACUUCGCCUCUCCUGCAUGUUUAGAAGAGCCUGUCAACCUUAACCCUCUUCACAUGACAGGUGAUCAUUAUACUGGUCUCAAAUGGGUUCUGUGAUCCUUCAGAUAACUGACUAACAGUUAUUGGAUCCUUUGAAAAAGGACAGAAAGCUUAUAAGCGUAAUGCUGCAGUGUAAUCCGUGCAGCAGGUAGCCUAGCGGUUAGAGCGUUAGGCCAGUAACCGAAAGGUCGCUAAUUCGAAUCCCUGAGCCGACAAGGUGAAAAAUCUGUUGAUGUGCCCUUGAGCAAGGCACUUAAUUGCUCCAGGAUAAUGAUAAUGGCAGGCCCUGGCUGUGACCCCACUCUCCAAGGGUGUCUCAGGGAGAGUUGGGAUAUGCAAAAAAAACAUAUUUCCAAUUCACACAUGCAUAUUAAUACACGUGUAAAACAGGACAGAUAUAAGCACCCAGCAAAUGAUGAUUAUUACAUAUAUAGACUGAGUAUAUCAAACAUUAGGAACACUUUCCUAAUAUUGAGUUCCACCCAGCCCCCCCCCCCCCUCCCCCUUUGCCCUCAGAACAAUUUGUGGGGCAUGGACUCUACAAGGUGUCGAAAGCGUUCCACAGGGAUGCUGGCCCAUGUUAACUCCAAUGCUUCCCACAGUUGAGUGAAGUUAGCUGGAUGUCCUUUGGGUGGUGGACCAUUCUUGAUACACAUGGGAAACUGUUGAGGAUGAAAACCCCAGCAGCGUUGCAGUUGUUGACACAAACCUGUGCGCCUGGCAUCUACACUAUAUAUAUAAAAAGUAUGUGGGCACCCCGUGAAAUUAGUGGAUUCAGCUACUUCAGCCACACCCAUUGCUGACAGGUGUAUAAAAUCGAGCACACAGCCAUGCAAUCUCCACAGACAAACAUUGGCAGUAGAAUGGCCUUACUGAGGAGCUCAGUGACUUUCAACGUGGCACCGUCAUAAGGAUGCCACCUUUCCAACAAGUCAGUUCGUCACAUUUCUGCCCUGCUAGUGCUGUUAUUGUGAAGUGGAAAUGUCUAGGAGCAACAACGGCUCAGCCGCGAAGUGGUAGGCCAAACAAGCUCACAUAACGGGACCGCAGAGCGCUGAAGCGUGUAGCGCGUAAAAAUAAUCUGUCCUCGGUUGCAACACUCAAUACCGAGUUCCAAACUGCCUAUGGAAGCAAUGUCAGCACAAUAGCCGUUCGUCGGGAGCUUCAUGAAAUGGGUUUCCAUGGCCGAGCAGCCGCACACAAGCCUAAGAUCCCCAUGCGCAAUGCCAAGCGUCGGAUGCCAGGAGAACGCUACCUGCCUGAAUGCAUAGUGCCAACUGUAAAGUUUGGUGGAGAAGGAAUAAUGGUCUGGGGCUGUUUUUCAUGAUUCGGGCUAGGCCCCUUAGUUCCAGUGAAGGGAAAUCUUAACGCUACAGCAUACAAUGACAUUCUAGAUGAUUCUGUUCUUCUAACUUUGUGGCAACAAAGGCCCUUUCUGUUUCAGCAUGACAAUGCCCCCGUGCACGACUCCUGUAGCUCAGUUGGUAGAGCAUGGCGCUUGCAACACCAGGGUUGUGGGUUCGUUUCCCACGGGGGGCCAGUAUGAAAAAUGUAUGCACUCACUAACUGUAAGUCGCUCUGGAUAAGAGCGUCUGCUAAAUGACUAAAAUGUAAAAUGUGCACAAAGCGAGGUCCAUACAGAAAUGGUUUGUCGAGAUCGGUGUGGAAGAACUUGACUGGCCUGCACAGAGCCCUGACUUCAACCCCAUUGAACACCUUUGGGAUUAAUUGGAACGCCGACUGCGAGCCAGGCCUAACCGCCCAACAUCAGUGCUCGACCUCACUAAUGCUCUUGUGGCUGAAUGGAAGCAAGUCCCCGCAGCAAUGUUCCAACAUCUAGUGGAAAGCCUUCACAGAAGAGUGGAGGCUGUUAUAGCCGCAAAGGGGGGACCAACUCCAUUCGAUGAGCAGGUGUCCACAUACUUUUGGUCAUGUAGUGUACUACCUUACCCUGUUCAAAGGCACUUAAAUAUUUUGUCUUGACAUUCAUUCUCUGAAUGGCACAUGUACACAAACCAUGAGAGGAACCAGCUUCUGAGGGGUGGCCAGUCCUCUUCUAGCUGUGCCGGUGGAGAUUAUAAGAGUACACUGCAAUUAAGUCUAGAUCGUUCUUCAAGAUGUUAAAACGUUCAUAGAUGACCAGCAGGGUAAAAUAAUAAUCACAGUGGUUAUAGAGGGUGCAGCAGGUCAGCACCUCAGGAGUAAAUGUCAGUUGGCUUUUAAUAGCCGAGCAUUGAGAGUGAGAGUGAGAGAGAGAGAGAAAUUUAGACUCUGCAUGCAGAAUUCUGCAAAAAUAUCCUCAGUGUACAACAAAAAACACCAAAUAAUGCAUGCAGAGCAGAAUUAGGCCGAUAUCCGCUAAUUAUCAAAAUCCAGAAAAGAGCUGUUAAAUUCUAUAACCACUUAAAAGGAAGCGAUUCCCAAACCUUCCAUAACAAAGCCAUCACCUACAGAGAGAUUAACUUGGAGAAGAGUCCCCUAAGCAAGCUGGUCCUGGGGCUCUGUUCACAAACACAAACAGACCCCACAGAGCCCCAGGACAACAACAACAACACAAUUAGACCCAACCAAAUCAUGAGAAAACAAAAAGAGAAUUGCUUGACAUAGAGCAAACUAGAAUGCUAUUUGGCUCUAAACAGAGAGUACACAGUGGCAGACCCAAACUUAAGGAAAGCUUUGACUAUGUACAGACUCAGUGAGCAUAGCCUUGCUAUUGAGAAAGGCCGCCGUAGGCAGACCUGGCUCUCAAGAGAAGACAGGCUAUGUGCACACUGCCCACAAAAUGAGGUGGAAACUGAGCUGCACUUCCUAACCUCCUGCUAAAUGUAUGACCAUAUUAGAGACACAUAUUUCCCUCAGAUUACAGAGAUCCAGAAAGAAUUUGAAAACAAACCCAAUUUUGAUAAACUCCCAUAUCUACUGGGUGAAAAAACACAGUGUGCCAUCACAGCAGCAAGAUUUGUGACCUGUUGCCACAAGAAAAGGGCAACCAGUGAAGAACAAACACCAUUGUAAAUAUAACCCAUAUUUAUGUUUAUUUAUUUUCCCAUUUGUACAUUAACUAUUUGCACAUUGUUACAACACUGUAUACAUAAUAUGACAUUUGAAAUGUCUUUAUUCUUUUGGAACUUCUGAGUGUAAUGUUUACUGUUAAUAUUUAUUGUUUAUUUCACUUUUGUUUACUAUCUACUUCAGGCUUUGGCAAUGUUAACAUUUGUUUCCCAUGCCAAUAAAGCCCAUAAAUUGAAAUUGAAUUGAAAUUGAGUCGAAACAGCAGGUCCGGGAUAAGGUAGCAGGUCCGGUGAACAGGUCAGGGUUCCAUAGCCGCAGGCAGAACAGCAGAAACUGGAUCAGCAGCACGACCAGGUGGACUGGUGGCGGGGACAGACAGGAGUCGUCAGGCCAGGUAGUCCUGAGGCAUGGUCCUAGGGCUCAGGUCCUCUGGGAGGGGAGAGAGGGAGAAAUGGGAGAAUUAGAGUGAGCAGCCUAUCUCUGUCCCCCUUCCACUCCACACAUUCCUCUCUCCCUCUAUACACACACCACUUUUCCUGCUUUAAAACCUCUAUCCCUCCAUCCACACCUCUCUACCUCCCUCAGCACAUCCCUCUCUCCGGUCUGCCAGUGCCUGAGGCCUGGAACACCUGGGCUGUAAUGAGAUGACAAGAUAGGCAUGAUUAAAGAGAGAGCGUGCGUGUGCAAAACAUGCGUACAUACGUGCAGAAGUGCACGCUUGCAUGUGUCUGUGUGUAUGCUUAUGUACGUGCAGGAGCACGUGCGCGCGUGUGUGUACUAGCUUCCACACUCAAUGGGUUUGCUCUGCAACACAGGUUCUCUGCACUUUCUACUACAUCCGGAAUACAUUCUGUCUCUCCAAGCUCUGCUUGUGUUCUCGCCUCAGAUUGAUGUAUCCUACAACGUGCCUGACCCCGUGGCCAAACCAGCCUUCCAGCUCAAGGUGGACCUGAAGGAGCCCAGGCAGGAGCGUCACCCGCCAGCCCCGCCCUCCCCCCGCCACGCCAGCCCUCGCUCGCGUUCCCGUGCCGACAACCGCUCCGAGCUGAGCCGCAAACGCCGGGCUGCCACUGACGAUGAAGACCCCGCAGCCCACCAAGACAACCUAGACUACCGCAUCACCCUGGAAGCCUGCGCCAGGUACGCCUUUUAGCCUAGCAUUGAGCCUAGUAGUUUCCCUAGUUCUGCUAGCAUCUAGCCUGGUAGUUGGCCUAGUUCUGCUAGCAUUUAGCCUGAUAGUUGGCCUAGUUCUGCUAGCAUUUAGUUUAUCAUCUAACUCUGUUUCUCUCUCUUCAGGUGGCUCCACACAGGUUCUUCCAACAUGGCUGUCUUGGAGGUCCCUCUGCUGUCAGGUUUCCGUGCCGAUGUGGAAAGUUUGGAGAGGGUAGGACAUGAACAUACACACACAUUACAAUGUCGUACAGACAGACGGCAGGUAGCCUAGCGGUUAGAGCGUUGGGCCAGUAACCGAAAGGUCACUGGUUCGAAUUUCGACAAUCUGAGUCUGUCUAUGUGCCCUAGAGCAAGGUACUUAACACUAAUUUGCUCCGGGGUGCCAUACUACUAUGGCUGGCCCUGUAAAAACACACAUUUCAAUGUGUAUGUGACAAUAAAACAAAACAACCCUCCCCCACCAAAAAAGACAGACACGGUUCACAUUUGAAGGCCAUUUCAGAGGUGGGGCGUGGAAUUGAUCAGUCCCCUUCUGUUUUCUGCUCAGUCCCCUGUGCUGCUCGUGCUUCUUCCCCUGUCUCAGAGAGGUGUUUGUGGAUGUGUCUUUAUUAAUGGAGGAAGACGUUGAGUAGCUCUGCCAUUGUGCUGGUACUCUUGGCAGACAUAGACAAAACAUUUGCGCCACAGUACUGAGUACUCUGCUCUGCCUCCCUUGUAAACACAGGGGUCAUGCUGAAUGUUACUGGGAAUCGUGUACUGUGUGUGUUUAUACAGCAGUAGGGUAAUUACUAUUGAGAGGGUAUUUUUACUGCAGUGUGUCUGGAUGAGGGCCAGCUCUGGCCCAGUGAUGUUACUGUGUCUCUGGGGCUCCACAGGGAGCAAGGGCAGGGGGCACAAACCCUCACAGACCCUCUCUGGGCCUAUAACCCAGCUGCCAGGCCAGGGAAGGGCUGGGCCACUGGGGGUUGCCAUUGUUUAUCCCAACUACCCCGCUCUGAGAGCCAGAGGAGAGGGACCCAGGGACGCAUGGCAGCCAUCUGAUGGAGGGGGGUGAGAGGUUAGUUGAGGUCACCUCCCCAGGCCCUCUUCAAACACUUUUCUCCCUCAUUACUGCAGAGUUAUGGGCCCCAGAAUCAAACUAUCCACCUUCGUAAAGACCUACCUACCUGGGGGGACAGAUUCACACCCACUCACACACACACUAUCUCCCUGAGACUUGAGGGAGUCGGUGCUGACCUGUGUGUUGAAGUGGCUUACAAGCUCAGUUUACAGAGCCAGCCCUGCCCACCUCCCUGCUGUACGACUGCCUGACUGCCCUGACCAGCAGCAUUCCUCACUUCACGAGACGGAGCCUCGCUUAUGCAGUCAUGUCUUGUUGUUUUCAUAGAUGUUACUUGGAAUCCUUACACCACAUACUUUGGCUUACGCCUCUAUUGCUCUUUUUAUCCAUAUAAUGAGCUGAGCUGAAUGGAGCAAAAUGCCUUUCACGCUACGCUACGCUACGCUACCUAUUUUUAUGUUACUUUAAGUGCUAAGAGAAAGUGAAUGGAAUACAUUUAAAGUUGUUACUAUAAUUAUAGUUAUUGUCAAAGGAGAAAACAACACAGCCUUCUCUCUCUCUCUCUCUCUCUCUCUGUGUCCCAGUGGCGCCAGCUACGGCUGAGCACCUCAUAAACAUCAUCUGUCCGUAGGACUGCCACCUUUUAGAGAGCCCUGUGGGAGGAAUUAACCCUCGCCCCAACACCCACCGCCUUAGGCAGUAAACAGCAACUCCCUCAUAGACAGUCGACACUGGUACUGUUAUUGGAAGCUGGCUCCCUCCCUUUGGCUUGUAAACAGGCUUGACCUACCUACAACUGGACUGAAAGGUCACCAGAAUACUCACUGGCCAUCAGUGAGACAACAGAAAAGCUUAGCAUUGAGCCAGACUCUGGGUUCUGUCCCUGGUUCUGUACUAUAAUUCGAUACUUGUAUAAGGGUGUUUGUUGAAAGAGGUAUUUUACCUAAUGACCUAAUGUUUGGUUGAGAAGUUCAGAAUAUGUAGUGACCAUCUAUCCCCCUUUUCCUAUCAUAAAGCUGCUGCUGGACAAGAGGGUUGGUCUGAAGAGGUACGAAGUGGAUGGAAGGAAGGUCCUCUUCUACUUUGAUGAGGUGAGUUAGCCAUACUGGUAUAUCACCAUUGUAAUCUGGUGUACUGUACUGUGAUCAGUUCUAACUGUUUUACAUGUUUGCCCUGUCUCUGUGCUUGUCCCACAACGCAGAUCUCCAGUCAGUGUAUGACGUGUGUGGCCUUCCAGGCUGUCAGGGAGUACAUCAUGGGCAAGACAGCGCCUGUUCCGGUCAAGGUGUACGACUACUACGAACCAGGUGUGCCUCGGAUAGGAUGAAUAUUUUUAACAGCCCCUCACUUUGCGAGCAGGAAAACCCUCCUCUCUCUUCACAAUGAUUUACUGACCGCCUUCUCUCGGAGGAAAUUGGAAUUCUCUGGUCUGUGGUUUAAAAUACAAGUACAGAGUUGUUUUGUGGAGAGGCGUGUCCACUACUCCUACAAAGCUGUGUGUUUCUGUCUCUCUCUCUCUCUAUACAGCAUUUCAGGCCACUCGCUUUUACAAUGUGAGCGAGAGCAGUCCCCUGGCCCGCGAGCUGUGUGACGGCACCACGUGCAACGAGGUGGAGAGCUCAACCAAUCAGUGGAUAGGUAAGAGUUACAGCACUCUACUGUAUGUCCAUAACGGAACUACCACAUUAUAGUUGUGUUAGUGCCCAUUAAGCCCAGCUAAUGAAACAGUGAGAGAGAGCGCGAAGGUGUGACUUAUGUCUGACGGGGCUCCUCUGUAAACCUCCAUUUCCUGUCCCUUUACUUUCUAAGAGUGUGUGUGUCGUGCCUAAACUGUUAUUGGCACGGGCCGAUGUUGGGAAGGGAAGAAACAGAAAAGCAGGCCCACACAGGAAUGUCCACUGUCCUGGUUGUCAUCGUUUCAGCGACACAUACACACACUCUCAUUAGCGGGGAUUGAUGUUGCUACAACAAAUGGCAAAGUUUGGCCCUGUCACCGUGGUGACGGGUGGAUGACCCUGUUUGUGUUGAUGCUGUGUUUUGCCGGCCUGGCUGAGAGAGAAAGGCUGAGGGGCUGGGACCCCUGUGCAGCUGGAACCAAGGCCAUGCCCAGACCCUAGGGAACAGCUCAAAUCAACACACACAUCCUCUUACACACACUUCCUUUUUCUCUCUCUCUCCUGACACUUUCCCUCCUAUGAAAGAUGUAAUCUCUUUAUUUGCCUGACCCAUGGUUGGAAUAUUUUUUGGUCCUGUGCAUUUUACUAUAAACUAACAUUAUGAUGGUUGAAUUCCACAGCUAAAGUCACACAAUGUUGAUACACAUUGUUAGAAAAAAGUAAAAGAUCCCCAAAGUUGAAAAAAUAUAUAAUUUCUCCUAUCCUUUGUUUUUUCUUUGACCCAGGUUUUGUCCAGGGGAACCAAUGUAACAACGUGUUUGGCUGUCUGGAGGAGGAGCAGUUUGAGCGUUGCACCUGCUACAGGGACUGUGGCUACGACGGAGAGCUGGUGUGUGGCUCAGACGGACAUCUCUACCAGAACCAGUGCCAGAUGGAGGUCUUCGCCUGCCGCAACGGGACCCGCAUAGAACAAGUGCCCAUGUCCCAGUGUCCUCAGAGUAAGACUACUCUACCAGGAAUGGGCUCCAUUCCAUUUGAAAUUCAGUUCAUGAAAAAUCCUCAAUGACCGUAAUGGACAAUUAAUCAAUUCAUGAGUUUGAUGUCAAUUCAUCCUCUGAAUGGAUUGAAAUAAAAGCUGCUACAGCUGUGGCACCACACCCACUGACUGCUCUUAACACUAGCAUGCCAGGCUCUGUACCCCUCCCAGUGGCUCUGCCAGCCAGGCCCACAUAUGGCUCUGAUUUAUCGGUCAGCUGCCACACAUUGAAGAGCUAAAAACACGAUCUAGUUCAUAGUCAAACAUUACAUCCACCGAAAAUAUGUCUCCAAAAUAUUUUGAUUAUGAGAAACACCCUUUGAAGAAUUGAAGAGAGGAUGUGCUGGGAAGAGGGUGCAGGGUAGCCCAACAUGCACGUGCACAUACUCUCUUUCUCACACACACACACAUACAUACACAUGUGCACGCACACAAACAAGUAGGAGAAGAAAGAGUGAGGUGUGGCUGUGGUAACAGCUGUUCAGGUGCAGGCUGACUGCUGGAUGAAGUUUGUGAGGAGAGCUUCUCUCCCCCCUCUCUGCCCAGCGCUACUACAGUGAGGGAAAAAAGUAUUUGAUCCCCUGCUGAUUUUGUACGUUUGCCCGCUGACAAAGAAAUGAUCAGUCUAUAAUUUUAAUGGUAGGUUUAUUUGAACAGUGAGAGAAAGAAUAACAACAAACAAAUCCUGAAAAACGCAUGUCAAAAAUGUUAUAAAUUGAUUUGCAUUUUAAUGAGGGAAAUAAGUAUUUGACCCCCUCUCAAUCAGAAAGAUUUCUGGCUCCCAGGUGUCUUUUAUACAGGUAACGAGCUGAGAUUAGGAGCACACUCUUAAAGGGAGUGCUCCUAAUCUCAGCUUGUUACCUGUAUAAAAGACACAUGUCCACAGAAGCUAUCAAUCAAUCAGAUUCCAAACUCUCCACCAUGGCCAAGACCAAAGAGCUCUCCAAGGAUGUCAGGGACAAGAUUGUAGACCUACACAAGGAUGGAAUGGGCUACAAGACCAUUGCCAAGCAGCUUGGUGAGAAGGUGACAACAGUUGGUGCGAUUAUUCGCAAAUGGAAGAAACACAAAAUAACUGUCAGUCUCCCUCGGCCUGGGGCUCCAUGCAAGAUCUCAAAUCAAAUUUUAUUGGCCACAUGCGCCGAAUACAACAGGUGCAGACAUUACAGUGAAAUACUUACAGCCAUUAACCAACAGUGCAUUUAUUUUUUAUAAAAAAGUAGAAUAAAACAAAAAAGUGUUGAGAAAAAAAGAGCAGAAGUAAAAUAAAAUAACAGUAGGGAGGCUAUAUAUACAGGGGGGUACCAGUGCAGAGUCAAUGUGCGGGGGCACCGGCUAGUUGAGGUAGUUGAAGUAAUAUGUACAUGUGGGUAGAGUUAAAGUGACUAUGCAUAAAUAAUUAACAGAGUAGCAGCAACUCACCUCGUGGAGUUGCAAUGAUCAUGAGAACGGUGAGGAAUCAGCCCAGAACUACACGGGAGGAUCUUGUCAAUGAUCAAGGCAGCUGGGACCAUAGUCACCAAGAAACAAUUGGGAACACACUAUGCCGUGAAGGACUGAAAUCCUGCAGCGCCCGCAAGGUCCCCCUGCUCAAGAAAGCACAUACAGGGCCGUCUGAAGUUUGCCAAUGAACAUCUGAAUGAUUCAGACGAGAACUGGGUGAAAGUGUUGUGGUCAGAUGAGACCAAAAUUGAGCUUUUUGGCAUCAACUCAACUCGCCGUGUUUGGAGGAGGAGGAAUGCUGCCUAUGACCCCAAGAACACCAUCCCCACCGUCAAACAUGGAGGUGGAAACAUUAUGCUUUGGGGGUGUUUUUCUGCUAAGGGGACAGGACAACUUCACUGCAUCAAAGGGACGAUGGACGGGGCCAUGUACCAUCAAAUCUUGGGUGAGAACCUCCUUCCCUCAGCCAGGGCAUUGAAAAUGGGUUGUAGAUGGGUAUUGCAGCAUGACAAUGAUCCAAAACACACGGCCAAGGCGACAAAGGAGCGGCUCAAGAAGAAGCACAUUAAGGUCCUGGAGUGGCCUAGCCCAUUUCCAGACCUUAAUCCCAUAGAAAAUCUGUGGAGGGUGCUGAAGGUUCGAGUUGCCAAACGUCAGCCUCGAAACCUUAAUGACUUGGAGAAGAUCUGCAAAGAGGAGUGGGACAAAAUCCCUCCUGAGAUGUGUGCAAACCUGGUGGCCAACUACAAGAAACUUCUGACCUCUGUGAUUGCCAACAAGGGUGUUGCCACCAAGUACUAAGUAAUGUUUUGCAGAGGGGUCAAAUACUUAUUUCCCUCAUUAAAAUGAAAAUCAAUUGAUAACAUUUUUGACGUGUUUUUCUGGAUUUUUCUGUUGUUAUUCUGUCUCUCACUGUUCAAAUAAACCUACCAUUAAAAUUAGUGGGCAAACGUACAAAAUCAGCAGGGGAUCAAAUACUUUUUUCCCUCACUGUAUAUUACAGGGAACCCCAAAUGACAGAGUGUUUUUGUCCAGGCCUUUGAAGAAAACCCUGUCACAUUCCUUUCCGACGCACAAACCAACAACAAAGGAGCCUUCUUGUUGUGGAUUGGGAAAAAGCACAUACCAAAACCUGUGUGGGAAAACUAGGCUGCCUGCGCCAAGUUUACAGUAGAUUAUCAAAAGGACUGGAUCCUUGUUUACACCUUCCUCUCAUUGUUUGUUUGUGUAUGGCUGGUUUGGAAAUAAGCACCCACAUUGGAAAUACGGGAAAAUAUAUCAUGCUUUUACCGUAACCAUACAGUACAAUAUGUGGUCUGUGUAACAUUGGCUUGUUGUCAUUGUGUUGUCUUUGCUCACACAGUGGAAUCCACCACGGAGGACGGAGAGAACGCAACAGGCGAGGAACCUGAGCGAACUCCUGUGCCUGUACACACAGGUAAAUACAGUGCAUGGGAAAACACAUCUCUUCCCCUCUCUACCCUCACUCCAACCCCUAUCUUCCCAUCUCUCAUUGGAUGCCAGCUGUUCCCAGCUGCAGUAGUGUGUGUGUGAGAGUGCCAGCCAAAGGCAAGGGCUGGAGAGUUCAGGUGUAUCACCUCUGAGUGAAGCUGGCAUUGACGUGCAGGCAUGUGAGGAGGUUCAUGCACUGUGUAUCAAAGAACCCUGCUCUGCGCCGUUCCCACUCUGAGACACUGUAUACAAGCCUGACAGAUGAAGACCAGACCUCUAGUGCCAAAUGUAAAUACAUCCAUGGAUCUGUAUUAUACACAUUCAACCCUCUGAGAACAUCCACAUACAAAAUCAAAUCAAAUUGUAUUUGUCACAUGCGACGAAUACAACAGGUGUAGACCUUACAGUGAAAUACUUAUUUAUAAGCCCUUAACCAACAAAAAUAAGUGUUAAGUAAAAAAUAAGGGGUGGGGGGGGGGGACAAUGCAAAUAGUCCGGGUAGCCAUUUGAUUAGCUGUUCAGGAGUCGUAUGGCUUGGGGUUAGAAGCUGUUAAGAAGCCUUUUGGACCUAGACUUGGCGCUCCGGUACCGCUUGCCGUUCGGUAGCAGAGAGAACAGUCUAUGACUAGGGUGGCUGGAGUCUGACUGCCUCCAAUAGUUUGCAAUAACCUAUACCCACUGUAAGGUCCAUCACCAUGCAUCGGCCUCUUCUUGCUUGUCUGGAUAUAUGCAAAUAAGUAUAAAGAGUUUGAUCAGUGUUGUAGAUGAGUUAGCGGUGUAGAUGAAAGAGUUCCUGUCCUCCAGGUCUGAUCAUUCUGUCUGCCUGCAGUGUGCUGGGGGCUGCUGGGACUUUUCCCGGCCGUCUGCAGUAGAGGAGAGGAGAAGGGGGAGUAGAGCACUGACUCCUCAGCGGAUCACGUCUACAGGCUACUCUCACAUUCUGAUAAACAGGAGGAUAGGCUUUCCUUAGGGGGGAUAGUUUUGCUUGAAGAGGAUAUUUGUUGCUCCACCACAGGGUUCACUUAUGUUAUGCUUAAAUAACUUGUUACAGAACUCCAGGUAAGUUGUAUCACUCUUUAUGUUGGUUUGUAGCAGGAGUCGUGGGCUGUGGUAGAGUAGACUCACAUCCAUGCGUGUGUAUUUACGCGCGUGUGUUUGAUGUGGUCUAUGCCUGCGCUGACUUGUUCCCAGCCUGCAGCUAUAAUGGAGUUCCACAAAGGUCAAAGGUCUCCUCAGUACAAAGACUGAUGCUUCACAGUGGAAAAGACCUCACCCCAGGAAUGCCAUUAAAACUCGACUGCGGUACACACAUAGAGAAAACAUGUAUCAUACCAGAUUAUACACUCAACGAACAGCUGUGUAAUUCUGAGCUAAUAAAUGUUGUUGAGCUGAGCUCCACUGAGAGUUUGGUUAGGUAGAUUGUGAUGGAUGUGAUUUUGUGUGCCAAGAAUCUGACAGCAUUCUCAACAGCUUUAGUAAAACAUUGAGGCUUUUGAAUCAGUUUCUCUGUAGACAUGUCCCUUAGUGGUGAAACGGCAUCAGAGCUGAGGGCAUGAUUAAUUCAACAAAACACACUGAUGAAAAUAAAUGGAGUGUAGUGUGUGUAUUCAUCUGCAAUGAAUGAUUUCCAAAAGGAGCAGUGUGCAUGCAGUGCUUAACAUUAAAAAGGACAUAGUGACCCCUACUGGCAACCUUGUACAAUUAACUAUUUUGGUAGAUACUCUGUGGAAACAUACUGUUAUGCCCCUUGACUUAAAACUAUUUUUUUGUGAACAAUUGUCUCAUAUCUUAUUUUUAAGGAUAUUUCUCACCAUCCCACCUGCCCUCUUCCUCUCUCUUGUCUCUGUCCCUCUCUCACUCUCUGUCCCUCUCUCUCUCUCUCUGUCCCUCUCUCUCUGUCCCUCUCUCACUCUCUGUCCCUCUCUCACUCUCUGUGUCCCUCUCUCUUGUCUCUGUCCCGCUCUCACUCUCUGUCCCUCUCUCUGUGUCCCUCUCUCUUGUCUCUGUCCCUCUCUCACUCUGUGUCCCUCUCUCUGUGUCCCUCUCUCUUGUCUCUGUCCCUCUCUCACUCUCUGUCCCUCUCUCACUCUCUGUCCCUCUCUCUUGUCUCUGUCCCUCUCUCACUCUCUGUGUCCCUCUCUCUUGUCUCUGUCCCUCUCUCUGUGUCCCUCUCUCUUGUGCUGUAGGUGAGGAAGAGCAGGGUUCCAUGGCUGAGGUGUCCUACUACUCCUAUGAGUAUGACCCUGAACCCUUCCCUGCCGAGGGAGAGGACCAUUUGGAGCUGGAGGCAGGGGAGCAGGGGGGAGAGCAGGAGAGUCCAUCAGAUAUCCAGUUACCCACACUGGACACAAAUGACCCCCCUGAGCGAUGGUACGGCUCUCUGUCUCUCUGCACAACAACACUGAGUUUGAACCACAGGAGGCUGCUGAGGGGAGAACGGCUCAUAAUAAUGUUCGGAACGGCGCUAAUGGAAUGGCAUCAAACACCUGGAAACCAUGUUUGAUACCAUUCCACUGAUUCCGCUCCAGUCAUUACCACGAGCCCGUUCUCCCCAAUUAAGGUGCCACCAACCUCCUGUGGUUUGAACCAUUAACAUGGUGGUAACGUGAAUAGGGCUUGAAAUGAACUCAACUGUGACUUUGUAACAUCAAACCUGUGUCAGUCUAUAUCCACUGUAAUAACAAAGUGUAUUCAGAUACCUCUACAUCAAAGAUAGCAUAUCUGUACCUUUCUACCCGAUUGCAAUGAAGAACCUUAGAGAUCUUAUUCAGUGUCCUGUUCUCCUCUCCUCCACAGAAACUGCCCCUGACUGCAUCACCAGCCAGAUCUCCAAAUUGUACAUUGUUUGUGAAUAUGUUAGUGAGUGGAGAGAGAAGGAAGAGUGGGGACUGCAGCCUGAAAGGAAGUGAUUGUGUGUGUGUGUGUGUGUGUGUGUACGUUAAUGACUUAAGGACUGUGUGUCACUAAGCUAGUCCCCCUCUAGCCCGCUUUGUUUCUCUCUCUUAUAUCUCCAGUCUCCUAUUCACCAGUAGACACCACAGCCAUAGCGUCUUUGAUAUUCACUGUAGUGCCUUUACAUUGUUUUUCUGUAAUCUCUAGAUUGAAUAAUCAAGUAUUUAUGUUUGUAAUUACACCUGAGUUAAAACAAUUGUUUUGUUGUUUUUUCUAUCUGUGGUAUUUAUUUGUAGCUAGUGCUUUUGUUUUGUUUUAUUUGUUCCAAUGCCACCCCCUAUUGCCUUCUUGUCCUGUCACCUACACCAGUGUCUUCAUUUCAUUCAUCAACAAUGACAAGAUGUGAUGCACCUAUUAUUCUUAUUCGGAGGAAGCCUUAGGUCAAACACUGAGGUGUACAGUUGAUAUCUUUAUAUACUUAUUUGGUGUUUAACCUGCUAGAGAUCGAGAUUGCAUUUCUGCAGCCUUAAACUGGAGGAUAAGAAGCUCAAUUAUUCUAGACAUCUUUACCAAGCUACCAAUAUCUUCACAUAAGUCCUAUUUGGGUAGAGCUGUCACCUUACUGUUGAACACACAGGGAUUUUAUUGUACAGUACAUAAGCUAUUUUGUUUUGUUAAAUGUUGACUCUUGAUAGCAUAAAACAAGAAUAAAGGUUUGGAAUUACUGUAAAUUUACCAAAUUUAAACCAGUCUAACCCCACAUCCAUUUCCAAUACAGUUGCUUUUGAAAAAGAAUAAACUUUGUAUACAA
Molecule: messenger RNA, 50199 nt
Organism: Coregonus sp. 'balchen'
Lineage: Eukaryota; Metazoa; Chordata; Actinopteri; Salmoniformes; Salmonidae
Source: the annotation of a GenBank genome assembly